AAAAAAACAAGCUCACAACACAGAGAUUUUCAGAGAGAAUGAGACAUCCUGGAGACCCUCGAUAGGGGAGGUGCUUAGGAAAUUCAUGAGUCUCCUUUAGCUGAUCCAUUUUUGCCCCUGGAGAGGCUUCCUGCAGGACGCUAAAUGCAUAAAACAGCAUGCUCUAAACAGUCAUGCUGCCUCACUACGCAACCCUCACCAGGAAGAUAACGGAUAUACAAGAAAGAGGAAUGUUACUAGCUGCACAUGUUUGAGUCCUCUUCUCAAUCUAGCUGAAGGAAAGGACACUGAAUAAUUUGGAACAGCAGAUGAUUAUAUCCUUUUCAAAAAGAAAAACGCAGAAUCUGAAAAUGGACCACAGAGCCAGCAGCAGCUGAGACAGAUCUGCCUGACAACUUUUUAACCAAGCUUGGGACUCAACAAGAAACUGGGACUCAACUCCCACCCCACCCCCCCGCCAGAUUCGCACAUGUCAGUGGGGCACUGACUGCUGGAAGACGCUAUCUAGAUAACCUUCGCUCUUUAACAGCGUUUGAUCUUCUGAUUUACAAAGGAGAAAAUGUGGCGGCAUGUUUGCUUUAUUCUGAGCUGCAAUCUCGCUCUCGUUCUGGGAUUCAACUCCUUUAGGAAAAACAUAGAGACCCUGGGCAAAAAGCAGUACCAAGUCCAGCAUGGCUUGUGCAGCUACACUUUCCUAUUGCCUGAAACAGAAAAUUGCCGUUCUUCUUCUUCUACCUCCUAUGUUUCCAAUGCAGUGCAGAGGGAUGCACCUUUAGAUUAUGAUGAUUCCGUACAAAGGCUCCAACUUCUUGAAAACAUCCUGGAGAACAACACACAGUGGCUAAUGAAGGUAAAAAAACAACCUGUAUUAUUUCUAUCCUACAUGCGGGUUCUUGCAGCAGCACAAUUUGCUGAUUUGUUGUUUUCCCUUUUGACGAGUGAGUACAUUGAGUUGCGGAACAUUUCAUUCACUUGCUCUUGACAAACAACUUUGUCGAAAACAUUUAGUACGACUGCAUGCUAUUUACAGCCAUGUGAAAAAUCCAGCGUGAGGAAUUUUGUUUCCUGAACUAGAGCAACGGGCUAACUGAUUUAUUUGUUCUAAAAUAUUGCACCAUGUUUUUCAGGGAGGGGAAAAAAAAAAAAGCUUUCAAACCUGUAUGCUAUGAACAGCUAGAAACAGCUUCUUUGUUUCUAUCCAUAUUAUAUUUUCAGAAUGACAUGCGGCGGGUGCAAGCUCACAUGCACGCAACUGUCAGAUAUGCAGGGUUUCAUACGUGGAAUUUACUUCCAGUUAAAUUUGCUUAGCACUGCAGGCAACAGUUAGCAUUAUUAAGGUCUGAUUCACACCAUGAAAAAAUAGCAGGAAGCCCAAUUUUACACUGUGUGUACCCAUAGCCUAGCGUAUAAUGUGCAAGGAGGGAUCAUUCUUGUGUAGAGGCUGUGAAGAAUCAAAGUUAAUUGUGGCUUCCUACAGUGUGCACGUAUGAUUUAAAAUGAGAUAUGCUUGAGUCCCAAAGAUUUGAAUGGGACUUUGGCAACGGUAUUCUUGAACAACAGCUCUGUGGACUGGCGCAGAAUGUAUCUGUGAAUAUUAUUUUAAUCAUUUUGAAUGUCUUAAGUUACUGACUUUGAUACAGGGAUUCAAUUUUGUGUGUGAAAUAACGUUACUUUGGGUGGCGUCUGGAUUAACUAUUGUUUUGUUCUAAAAGUCUCUGUGUAAUUCCUGCACCACUAGACUAUGAUGGAUUAAUAUGUGAUAAUUGGUUAGUUACAAACAAAUGGACUUGUGAACAAGCAUCCUACAUUGAAAAAGCUAACAAAAUCACUUUCUAGACUAUCGAACAGUUUAUCUAGACUGUAUGACAGUUCAAUCUAUUCAUGUUUACUCUGAAGUUGAGAUUUACUUCAAAGUAAGUGUGCAAAGGAUGGCAUCAUAGACAAACUGAACAGAUAGUGCAGCUUAACUGCAUGAUAUCCUUGCAAAGUCACAUGAUACAAGACAUGUCUUCUGAGGAUGAAAUACAUGCGCUGAAAACCUAAGCCUGCUGAUUCAGAGGUAAGGUCCCAUUAAGUUCAGUUAGAUUAAUUCUCUAGGGUUCUUGCUAAGGACUGAAGCUUUAAAGGAUCUCAUUCAAUAUCUCAGUAUAUUCAUUAGAGAAGGCUGCAAAUACUUAGAGUACACCUCACUAAUGCAGCAUCACAAAAAAUUAAAAUCAAUAUAGGCCCUGUUUGAAGCUUUUAAUCAAACAUGUAUUAUGAGCUGUUAUUGCAGACUAAUGUGUCCCACACCUUCCUAUGAUAAGAAGCAGAUAAGAUUAUAAAGUAACACUGAACAGUUAUGUGAGAGAAUUUAAAACUGCAUUUAAUAAUCUAAAAUAUGCUUUGGGGAAGGUUGUUUAAAUAGCUGUGUAUCUAGCAGAACGAUCCUAGGUACCGGUAUGUCCUUUCAAAAGUAUGUCUGUCCUAUUGAGUCAAAUGAGACCUUACUUCCCGAUAGAUGGGAAUCUUAUACAGAUUAUUUUAGAGCAAAUCCCAUUGAACAUCAUGAGCGUUACUUCUGAGUAGGCAUUGGUAAGAUUGAACUUCAAGCUGCAAAAUGUUUACCAUAAAUGUCAUGCCACCAUUCAUAUAGACAGGUAGGUAGGUAGGUAGACGGAUAGAAAAUGGGUUUCAGAACCCAACUUUAUGUCCAUUGUUUUUAUAUUUACUUAAAUAACAACACUGAAUUACAAAAAAGUUUACUUUCCACACCCCCACCCUUUUACUUUAAGUAAAAAACUAAAAUAACUAGGAGAGUCAGGAUCAAUUGCAAGACUGCCACAACACAUUUCUCAGGUCAGCAAUUUUAUUUAUUGCUUUUUCCUAUAAAUCUCUGGGAAUUUCUUUAUGACAAGCACAUUCAGCAUAGUCAUUAAAACCAGGUACUUACUUUUGGAGGUCAGUCAAUUCAUUUAAAAAACAAAUAAACAUUCUAUUUCUACAUUUUAUCAACUGACAAUGCAAUUGUGCAGAAGUAAGGUCCAUUGGGUUAAACGAAACCCUAACUUUCUAUUGGAUGACACUGGUUUUGUGUUUGGCUUGUCAUUCCUUUAACAUAGGGCACUUAGGCUAUCUUACCCUCAUUAUCCUCAAGCAACUUAGGUCCCAAACUGUUUUCCUAAUGAAACCUAGUAAAUAAGAAUAACAUGAAGAAAAAUCCAUAGGGAUCAUUCCAAUUCAUUAUUUAUAAACUCUUUUACUUAUGCUAAGGCAAAUGAAUGUACAUAACACAUGGAUGCCCUCGAAUGCCACUUUGUAACCAUUUCAACCGGUUCUGGAAAAUCUGACAAAUUUAAUUUUCCCUUUUUCCUUUGGUGAGCCUUUCUAAACCCUAGGAACCACUUAUUUUUGAAGGGUGCUUGAAAUAACACUGCCAGCAUAAAAAUCUUUCUAGCACCAGUUAUGCACAAAAUCUUUGUUUCAAAUGCAUUCUACAUCCUCACACAGUAUCACAUUUCCCACCUUCAAUCAGUCAUCAAAAGGAAAUGUUAUCUUUCUGAAUGGACACCAAACUGUCUGAAUGGAAGAGAGUGGAAAUCACUGUGGAUGCCUCACAAUCACAAUAGGAAGCUGGAAGGUGUCAGAGUUGCUGUGCAUUCCGGAAACUAACAGAAAACCAAGGCCAGUGUUUCAGACGUUCCUAGAAAACCACAACCACCAUGGAAGGGCUUGCAGUUAAAAUGAGAUUACUAUUAUUAGCACACCACUUUAUCUUCCAAUAUCUUUUAAAACCCCUUUUCUAAAAAUACCAAUUUGUCUGACGUCUGAGCAAAACUAAUAUCUGGCAUACCAAAAGAACAGGCUAAUUUCAUACAAUAUGUUCCAGCAAAUCACAAUUCAAGAGGAAGUAUAAUCCUAUAAUGCAUAUAAGAUUCUGCACCACAAUAGUCCUUUGAAGUCUGCCACAACCCCGGAAUUUUCCAUUUUUAUUUAAGUCUUCCCAGUAUUGCAGGAGAAAAACAAAGCCUGCUUGAGUUUGUUAUAGGCUAAACAAUCUAUUACAUUCCCUUGUAAUCAAUUUCUAAAAUACUUGAUAAUAUAAUGUUGUUUCCAAGAAACAACUAUUGCUAUUGUGAGUCUACAGUUGCAGUAGGUUCAAGAUAUGGAAAAAUGAGGCUUUUACCCUGGUGUGGUUUGCAAACAGGUACAGCCAUUAAUUUGAUUCACAGCUGCUUCACAGAAAUAGCCUAACAUAUCAGACGAAGGGGUUGACAGAUCUGAUGGUCGUGUAGUUACAUUAUUACAGCUAGGAAUGUUGACAAAUGAGAUGCGCUGCCCUCUCAAGAGAGGCAUGAAAUAGUUAAAGGUUAUCUGUGAUGGAGAAUAAACUAACUUUCCGCUAGCUGUUCUGAAAGGACCGUGCAAACCAACUGUGGAGAUGCCCACAAAAUAAUGGCUCAAGAAAUCUUUGCACACUCUCUCACACAAACUUUAUUCCAUGUACAUAAGCUUACAUAUAUACACUCAAACUGGCCAAAUGCUGGCAAAUAUGCCUCUACUUCCCCAAACCCUACACCAGUGGUGUCCAAACAUUUUUCAAAGAGGGCCAGAUUUGAUGAAGUGAAGGGCCGUGAGGGCUGACCAAAGGGCUGACUAAAGUUGUUAACUACAGUGUGGUUGAGCUUUUUUAGGAUUGAAGUUGUUGAGGUUUUUUUUUUAGGGUUUAAGUUGUUAAGGUUUAGGAUUUUACCCCAGGAAAUUAACUGCCACAGGGGCCGGAUUGAACCAACCAACAGGCUGAAUUAGGCCCCCGAAACGGACUUUGGACAUGCCUUCCCUGACUGACACUUAGCUGUGCAGAUUCACAUUCUCUUCUGUAGGCCCGUUUCCCUCCUCAUUCAUGUCUGUUAUACAGAGGAACCUUUGCCCCUCGCCCAGGCUCUUGCCAUUUCCUCUCCCUAACAUCUCAGCGUAACGUGUAUUACAAUAAUAUUGCUUUCCAUGCCGUUAUUAUAUCCUCUGCUGAACAUCAUUGAUAGGGAGCAUGUAAUUAAAAGCCACGGGAUGCAUUUGUAGUAUUCAAGGGAGGUGUUGGUGUUGCUAGGGAACCUGUUUAUUUAUCAGCAUGGAAGGCACAGCAGCUGCUUGUCAGUUAGUGCAGGGCCUUGUAAUCAAAGGAGUGCACAGGAUGAGACUGGCAUAAUGGUUGCUGACGAUGCAAAGGUAAAUGAAGGGUCUGCAUGGGCUGCCUUGCUGGAAAUGCUCUCCUCUGUAGUUUUGACGGGAGAGAAGCAUUUGGGAGAUCUCUCACAGGGAGAGCAACCUAGCCUAUUCACAACCUUGGUUUCAUAUUCCACAAAGUAUCUCUCCUACCCUGAGUGGUGAAAGUGGCUUUCUGAAGGAGGGCUAGCAAUGGAUCAAUUAAAUACCACUUACAUCUUAUCAGGCAAUAGUCAGGCAAUAGUUAGCACAUUUCGCAUGAACAGUGCCAUGCUUGGCUAGCCCCACCUCCAGACAUGCUGGCUUGCCUUAACUAUCUCUGCAUUCAGUGGACCAGGAACCCAAUCGUGUGGAAGCCUUCACAUAUAUCUGCAAGCUUUCUUGCUGCAGACUUUCAUGCCAAAUGCGCAGACAGCAGGGGACAGGACAAGUCAGCAUGCUUGAUGUCAGGGGUGGGACUAGCUGGCAUAGCCCUGAUCACAAUUUGAUCAGUGAGCGGGGAAUAGAGAAUUCAGCUAUUUGCAGAGACUGUUGUCUUCUGUAAGAUUUCAGAAGCCAGGUCCCCCCGGAAGCUUUAAAAUGCACCCCCCUGUCCAUAGCAAAUGCAAACGCCUUAGCAAAUGCAAUUGACCUGUGCCAGCUUUUGUUUAUAAUCAUUCUGGCAUCUAGGACAAAGUGCCUUUAAGCAUGAAUAGAGUUCCUUCCACUCCAAGAUCUUGUUCUCUGGAGGCCUUAGGUAUUACAACACCCUACAGAACCUGUGUCAAAUACUUAAAGGAUUUACUACUCCCUUCCCGUCGAAGAGCCUUUAUGCUCGCGAGAUUAAAUGCUUUCCCUUCUGCAGCAACUAAAGGCAGAUUCUCAUACACUCCAUAUCAAGCCCGUUUGUGUGCCUGCAACCAAGAAGUACCAGAUUCAAUGGAACACAUUCUCUUAGAUUGCCCUUUACAUAGCAGACCUUGCCAACUGAUGCUGAGUAAAAUGUUGGACCUCUGGCCCACAACCCAGAGGAGAAAUCAAAUGAGGUUUCUGCUGGCAGAUUGGGACAAAGAUACCACUGCUCUAAUAGCUUCCUUUUUAGCCACAAUUUUGCCUGAAAGGGUUCCCAACGAACCAUCCCUUCGGGAAAUAGACCCUAUACCCCUUGACAGCUUCAACCUUGUCCUUUAAUUAUCCCAGUGAUCUGAAACGUUUUAUAUUGUGAUGCCAAUAAAGGUACUUGACUUGACUAGAGUUCCUUCCGCCUAAAGGAAGUUUAAGAAAAGAAAAAUCUAAGGACAAUAUUCAUUUUUGCCCCUGUCUCAAAGGUGGCUUGGGAUGUGAUGGACAGGCAGUUGUUUGACUAAUGCAUAUGAAGCUCUGGUUCUGCAAUGAGACAGCUGGUUCAUCUGCAUGACUUCUGGGAGAUCAACACAGCUGUAUGCAAGGUCACCAAAUGCACACUGCCACACAGCCCAGGUCAUCUCCUUGGUUCUUUUACAGGUGACGCUGUGUGCAGCAACACAGCAUGCAUUUGGGAUGCAAAGCACAGGGUAUAGGAGUGCCCUACACAAAUGUGCAAUCAUCAUUCCCCAGCUACCCGGCAGUCUAGACCAGGACCACUAUGCUGAAUCUCUAACGGGCUCGUCUCCUGGUGUUCCUGAAUGCCAAAGGCCUUGUUCCUGUUUAGAGAUGCUCGCUAAACAGUUGAGAAAAUGGACAGCAACAAGCUCACUUGAGAAAGCUGGCAGGCUGGUUAUGUCCACUCUUAAAUCAGGGAGCAUGACCCAUGACUCCUGCAGAUCUCCAGAAGACGUUCAUUCACUCACACACUUGUACUAUUGCUGUCAGGUGACAUCAAAAUGCAGUAAUAAGCAAGGCUGCUACCAGAGGCACCAGCUUGCAAGGGCGAUGGGAGGGGGGUGAUGUCACACACAUGGUGUCUGGAUGCUGGGAGGAGCUAGGGACAGAACCAAACCUGGUGGCCACGCAGCUUCAGCACCCAUUGGCUCAUCCUCCACCUCCUCUUGGUGCCAUCACUGGCAGGAGACUGCUUCAACCCAAGGAGCUGGCCACUGGAGCUGUGCCACAAUUGGCUCUAUACUUUUGGGGCAUGGGGGGGCCCUACUCCUGAAAUAUAGACAAACCCAAAAGGACUCAGCCCCCAGGAGCUGAUGCCCCUGGCUGCACACUCAUUCUUGGCUACAUGGAAUAUCUGGAAAUAAUUCCCCAUGCUCGGAGUAACAGGCAGCCAGCUGGGGAGGAACUUCAGUUCAAUGGUAGAGUAGAUGCUUCACUGUCUCACAUUUAAUCACUGGCACUUCCCAGUAAAGAAUCUCAGAUCACAGGGCUGGGAAAGACCUUGGAGAGGGCACUGCUAGUUAAACCAGACAUAGUGAGCUAGAUAGACAAUUGCUCUGACUCAGUUAUCAGGCAUGUUCAUCUGCGUUCAGCAUUUGACUGGCUUCCCUGCCAUACUUUGAACUGUUCUGUUCAAAAGCACAGAACUGAGAACAAGCACAACCUCCGGCAAACUUUUCAUUCCCCUGUUCCUUUGCACAUGGAAGGUGAGCUUAUUUAUGACAAUUAUUGAUGGAACUGCCAUUCAGACAGAUGGAUCAAUGGCAACAUCUCACUCAGUUGCGCUCCACGAAGGAGCUCCUGUGACAAAACCUAAAAUGACUGGACCAAAGUUCAACACACCCUAUUUUAGAUCACAAAAUAGACCUCUGGGCUUGUCCAGCUUUGUGGGAAAACAUUCUUUUUUUCAAAAAGUAUUUUAGUUAAGUUGUGCAAGAGCUUCUAGUUAAAACGGCUGCAUACAAAAAUUCCAAACAACUGAUGUGUACAGCAGAAGGCCCUUUUUAUAAAAAGCAGUUUUAGCCUGGAAUAUAUAUUAUUAUUUUUUUUACUUUAAGCUCUUUUUAUAAUGUCCAUUGGCCAGUUUGCUUCCUGAGUGGAAUAGGCUCACUUAACCGGGCAAACUUUAGAUGCUUUGAAAAAACUGAUGUAAAUAAAUCACUGACCUUUUCAAAUCCUUUAAUAGUCUAAUGGAGAAAAUACAUACCAUACUAUACAGCUAUUACACUGUUACAGUACAGCUGUUAAUAUCAUUUUUAGUGUUAACAUAAUUUUGAGAUCUUUGAGAUGUGAGGAGACCCCACAGGCCAAUCCGUUGUGUGUUAAGCUCCACACUACCAUAAAAUUUAUUAGCUAUGAGACAAAAUAGUUCCAGUGGUUUUUAUUUCAAAUCAUUGUUUGGUGUGCAAGAAUGAGAGAUAGCAUAACAGAAUUCAACAGCAGGUAGAAGUGACCUGUUUCAAGUAGCACCAUAGAGGCGGGAGAAAUAGAUGAAGGCAGGAAUUGGUGUACAAAUAAUUUGGUGAGAUUUGAAAUUAUUCUAGUGGGUGGAGGCUUCCUUCAGGGAGCAAAAUUUAUUUCUAUUUAUGUACUGUUUUCAAGUUAUUACUAUCUUUUUUAUAUAUAAUUUUUUCUUAAAAUGACUUCCCUUCCUCUCUUUCCAUGGUUCAUUUUGCAUAUCAUAAAUCCCUGCAUCUUUUACAUAAACUAAACCAUUCAGUAUUCCAUUAUUACAUCCAUCAAAAUUUAUUUACACUGUUGAAUUUAUCUUAAGGCUGCCAACAUUUUCAAGUGUACACAAUUCCCCCCCCCAUAUAUUCAAUAAACAUUUUCCAAUCUUCUCUAAAUGUAUGUUCUUCUUGUUUCUAUAUGUUAAGUCUGCAAGCUGCACAUAUUCCGUCAGCUCAAGUUGCCAUUCUUCUUUAGUUGGGACCUCACUCGUUUUCCAUUUUUGGACUAACAAAACAUGGGCCGCAGUAGUGGCAUACAUAAAUAAUCGUUUUUGACACCUGGGAAUUUCAUUCUGGAUUAUCCCCAACAGAAAUGAUUCUGGUUUUUUUUUUUUUUUUUUGGAAAGUACUUUUAAACACUUUUUUCAAUUCAUUAUGGAUUAUUUCCCAAUACUCUUUUACACCUUUACAGGUCCACCACAUAUGAAAGAACGUUCCCUCUACCUCUUUGCAUCUCCAGCACUUAUCUGAUUCAGUCUUAUAUAUCUUAGCAAGCCUAACUUAGCAAGUUAUUACUAUCCAUUUAUUAUUUCUAUCCCAUCUUUCUGUCAAGGAGCUCAAGGCGGCAUACAUGAUUCUCCUGCUUCCCAUUUCAUCCUUAUAAAGAGCUCUGUGAAGUAGAUUAGGCUGAGUGAUGGUGACUGAACAAAGUCACCCAGAGAGCCUCAUGACUCAGUGGAGAUUUGAACCCUGGUUUCCCAGGUCCUAGUCCAAUACACCCAAAUGUCAUCUGGAUGCUGUGUCAGACAGCAAGAUGUCAGCAACGCUGCUUCCCCCUGUCUACCAAUAAUCCUCCACGGUGAUGCAAAACCAUUAGUGAUUAUUUUUAUUCAAUCUUCCUUUGAGCUGGUCUCCGGCCCACAGUUAAAGAAAGUACUGUUGUCUCUAGCUGACAGUACCACCAAAUGCCACCAACCACAUAUAGUUUUCAAUAGCACGAAAAUGUUCAGCUUUGAUUCAUGCCAUCACAAGUUGUGUGGAUGGCGAUUUUGACCUUAGAAACCUCUCUCUUUCUAUACAAAGAGGGUAUCUAGGUGAUUCAUUACACAAUAUAUGAGUCUCUGAGCUGCACAGCAAGGUACACAUUCUUAAGAUAUGGGCGUAUAAAAACUUAGCAAAAUCUGGUAGAAGAUGACCAAGCGGAGAAGAGGUAAAAAAAUUCCAGAACAGAUACAUAAUGCAUAAGAAAGCCUGUGGAAAACAUUUGCUCUCUUAAAAAAUACUUCAGUUCAUUGGCACAUAUCCCUUGUCUUGAGAGUUUCUUGACUCUACCUAGUUUCUGUUGAAUUGGCCACACAACCAGAGAUUUUGAGAAGCAAAUGGUCCAAUGCAACAAGCAUCUACAGAGCAAAUAAGGCUCUAGGAGGAAGCACCAAGGUUAUGCCACUGCGUGACUUGGGCUAUUUCCCCCACAUUGCCAAGGAUGCUUCACUGUCUGACACCGUGCAAAUGUGUCAUAUAGAAUUGGACAGAGAAAAUGCAUGGAGGUGGUAUCAAAGAUGACCCGGAUUUGGAUAAUCAGAACAUACUGAGGGAGCUUGGUGGUGGGGAUCUUACUCCCAUGGCAUCCUAACAUUCGUACACUAAUUAGUAACCUUCCUACCUAACUGUAAAUAAACUUUAAACUGGACAAUAUUGUUAUUUUGGGGUUUCAAUAAGUUGAUAAUGCAUGGUGUUAAAGAUGGCCUUAAGUACUUUGUUGCAGUGACUCCAUAUGAUCAUAUAGAACAAGACAAUGUGUACAAAGUCUGGUUUUAUUGUACAGGGUGAUUCAUAAUGAAGCAUACAGUGCUUCAUUAUGAAUUACCCUGUAUUACAUAUCUAACAUAUAUUAAUUUUAUAUAUUCUGCUUGGUCUGUGUGGCUUCAGAUGCCAUUGGAAAUGACCGGGUGGAGGCUUUGAAGCUUGCAUUUAUUAGGGAAGGAAGUAUAUUUUUCAACAGCCAGAUCCACUUAUUCCCUUAUUAGAUUGAAUCCUAUCAGACCUCUGCCCCAUUUCUUUUUAAAUUAUUUAUUGCCUAGAAACUGUAGAUUUUGGUCUGACUUGUUUCUUGAAGUUACAGCAGGUUAGCCAGAUGGAAAAGUUUCCAAGAAAAAAGAAACAAAGAAAUGGCAGGGUGGGGAGUAGAACAUCACUUGUCUAAGUCAACCUCUAAGUAAUAAUCAUUUUAGCUCCAAGUGAGGUGUACUUUCUGCAAGACUUGAAUGCAACAAGUAGGUUCUCAUGACAUAUUGAAUUUAUACUCUUACGAUAUGUGCUUGGACAGAAUAUAUUACUAUUCUAAAGUAAGCUAUUAUCAAUUCUGUUCUUAAAUUUGAUUAUCGGGCAGAAUAAAUCCAAGAAGCUGGGAACAUAUAGGACUGGUUCACACCGAACUGUCUCUGCCUUUGCAAGUUGCUCCAAUCUUCUCUAGCAAAAAUGUUUCUUAUUCAAUAGCAGAUGUGCAUUCACAGUAGAAAACACUGCAGAUAUUUGAGAAACGUUUGUCCACCUGUUGCGUAACAACCUCUGUGAAUAUUUAAGAAAGGUCAAUAUGAACUUUUGGAAGAAUAGUUUGGUAGCUUCUGAAAUGCUGUGCUCAGGGGGCAGCAGGCAGAAAGAGAUUUAUAUUCUUUCAAAGCGUGUUAUUUUGAGAGCAAUUUCCUUCAAGUGCAAUACUGUUUAAGUUGGGUCUAAUGCUUGGCUACCAGUAAAUAGGUACCCUUAGGAAGCUAAAACACAAGCAGCAUGCUUGGGAAAUCAAAGCAGUCCCUUUAUUGCUGUGUAAAAACAGGCACAAAAGCCAAACCAACUAAGCUGCUUUCCACAAAAACAGGCAGCAGCAGAAUGCGAGGCAUUUCACAGUCAGGGGCUGGAGGCAUAUAAAAUUAUCUCUGAAGGCAAUUUAUAUCCUGUGAUGCAUAAAUAGAAGGGGGCUCAACUCGCCAAUUAGGCAUUGUGGCUUGGAUACAAAGAUCCCUGUGCAUGAGCAGAAAGGAUUUCCGCACAACUCACAUUCUUUACUAAACCUUCUCCCUAAUUUUCUCCUAUAUGCACCCACAAAACCACCCCAGAAGCUCUAAUGUUGAACGUGACGCGAAAUGGGGAUCUGCAGCUGAGGAAUGUGACCUUCCCACGUGCCUAAGAAAAUGCUUUUUGCUGUUCUUUCUACAUUACACACGAUGGAGAGCAGCAAAUGGUCACAGCUUCAUAUUAAUAAUAAUCAUAAUCAUAAUCAUAAUAAUAAUAAUAAUACCUUGCCCGUCUGACUGGGUUGCCUCAGCCACUCUGGUUGGCUUCCGACAUAUAUUAAACAUAAUAAAACAUUGCACAUUCAAAAGCUUCCCUAUACAGGGCUGCCUUCAGAUGUCUUCUAAAGAUGAUAGAAUUACUCAUCCCCUUGACAUCAGAUGGGAAGCUGUUCCGCUGACCUGGUCAGUAACCUUACUGUCUAUGUGUGAGUUUCCCCUUUAUUCUGUUUUACAUUGAGCAUAGCGAACCUUAAGCUCUGCCCAGGUGCAAUCUCUCAAUGCUUCUUAAUGGUGAAACUGAGCUGAAUGAAAUCAAUUUUACAUGGAAAAAUAAACCAGUGACAUAGCCAUGAUGAUGGUUGACAAAGUCUAUUAGGGAACUGAAAAUUCAACAGCUUUCUGACUUGUUGCACGUACUAUGUGCCCGCCAUUUUCUUAAUACCAGUGCUGUCCUGUCCCUGUCCCUUUAAAGUUCAGUAUUAUUAGAAUUUCAGUUGUUCUGAAGAGGCUGGGGAUGGUGUGUGGUGUCUCUCCGCCACUCGCCAUGAACAUUUCUCGGGUACUCUGCAGCCUCCCUUGGCACCACAUGCUUCCUGAUCUGAAAAAGGCCUAUGAGACAAGUUUACCUCAUAACGGGCUUUUAAUUGAGGCCCAGAAACCUGGGAAAGCCACAGAGUACGGAUCACUGGUGAGGUGAUUUGGAGAAUGAGAAGAAGGAUGCUCCUAAACAUCCCUUAAAGCUAGAGGUAAAGGUAACCCUCCCCUUCAUGGAUCACUGCCUUGCCGGGGCGAAGGGGCUUGAAUAUGCCGAAGCUAUGAGCUAUGCCGUGCAGGGCCACCCAAGAUGGACAGGUCAUAGUGGAGAGUUUUGACCAAACGUGAUCCACCUGGAGCAGGAACCGGCAAGCCACUCCAGUAUCCCUGCCAAGAAAACUCCAUGGACAAAGACAACAGGUAUAUAAAAGUUAUGACGCUGGAAGAUGAGCCCCUCAGGUCGGAAGGCGUCCAACAUGCUACUGAGGAAGAGCAGAGGACAAGUACAAGUAGAUCCAGAGCUGAUGAAGUGGCUGGGCCAAAGCCGAAAGGACGCUCAGUUGCGGAUAUGCCUGGAAGCGAAAGGAAAGUCCAAUGCUGUAAAGAAAAAUAUUGCAUAGGAACCUGGAAUGUAAGAACCAUGAACCUUGGUAGGUUGGAUGUGGUCAAAGAUGAGAUGGCAAGAAUAAAUAUUGACAUCCUGGGCAUCAGUGAACUAAAAUGGACGGGAAUGGGCGAAUUCAGUUCGGAUGACCAUCAUAUCUACUACUGUGGGCAAGAAUCCCAUAAAAGAAAUGGAGUGGCUCUCAUAGUCAACAAAAGAGUGGCGAAAGCUGUACUGGGAUGCAAUCUCAAAAAUGAUAGAAUGAUCUCUACUGGUGCUGAAGAAACUGAAAUUGACCAAUUCUAUGAAGACUUACAACACCUUAUAGAAGUGACACCAAAGAAGGAUGUUCUUCUCAUUAUAGGGGAUUGGAAUGCUAAAGUAGGGAAUCAAGAGAUAAAAGGAACAACUGGCAAGUUUGGCCUUGGAGAGCAAAACGAAGCAGGGCAAAGGCUAAUAGAGUUCUGUCAAGAGAACAAGCUGGUCAUCACAAACACUCUUUUCCAACAACACAAGAGACGACUGUACACAUGGACAUCACCAGAUGGGCAGCAUCAAAAUCAGAUUGAUUAUAUUCUCUGCAGCCAAAGAUGGAGAAGCUCUAUACAGUCAGCAAAAACAAGACCUGGAGCUGACUGUGGCUCAGAUCUUCAGCUUCUUAUAGCAAAAUUCAAGCUUAAACUGAAGAAAGUAGGAAAAACCACUGGGCCGGUAAGAUACAAUCUAAGUCAAAUCCCUUAUGAAUACACAGUGGAAGUGAGGAACAGGUUUAAGGAUUUAGAUUUGGUGGACAGAGUGCCUGAAGAACUAUGGAUGGAGGCUCGUAACAUUAUACAGGAGGCAGCAACUAAAACCAUCCCAACGAAAAGGAAAUGCAAGAAAGCAAAGUGGCUGUCCAACGAGGCCUUACAAAUAGCAGGGGAGAGAAGGCAAGCAAAAUGCGAGGGAGAUAGAGAAAGAUACAGGAAAUUGAAUGCAGAUUUCAAAAAAAUAGCAAGGAGAGACAAGAAGGCCUUCUUAAACGAGCAAUGCAAAGAAAUAGAGGAAAACAAUAGAAUGGGAAAAACCAGAGAUCUGUUCAAGAAAAUUGGAGAUAUGAAAGGAACAUUUCGUACAAAGAUUACCAUAAUAAAAGACAAAAGUGGAAAGGACCUAACAGAAGCAGAAGACAUCAAGAAGAGGUGGCAAGAAUAUACAGAGGAAUUAUACCAGAAAGAAAUGGAUGUCUCGUACACUCCAGGUAGUGUGGUUGCUGACCUUGAGCCAGACAUCCUGGAGAGUGAAGUCAAAUGGGCCUUAGAAAGCACUGCUAAUAACAAGGCCAGUGGAAGUGAUGAUAUUCCAGCUAAACUAUUUAAAAUUUUAAAAGAUGAUGCUGUCAAGGUGCUACACUCAAUAUACCAGCAAAUUUGGAAAACUCAGCAGUGGCCAGAGGAUUAAAAUUCUACAAGGCAGGCUUAAGCAGUAUGUGGACUGAGAACUCCCAGAAGUGCAAGCUGGAUUUCGAAGGGGCAGAGGAACCAGAGACCAAAUUGCAAACAUGCGCUGGAUUAUGGAGAAAGCUAGAGAGUUCCAGAAAGACAUCUACUUCUGCUUCAUUGACUAUGCAAAAGCCUUUGACUGUGUCGACCACAGCAAACUAUGGCAAGUUCUUAAAGAAAUGGGAGUGCCUGAUCACCUCAUCUGUCUCCUGAGAAAUCUCUAUGUGGGACAAGAAGCUCCAGUUAGAACUGGAUAUGGAACAACUGAUUGGUUCAAAAUUGGGAAAGGAGUACGGCAAGGCUGUAUAUUGUCUCCCUGGUUAUUUAACUUAUAUGCAGAAUUCAUCAUGCGAAAGGCUGGACUGGAUGAAUCCCAAGCCGGAAUUAAGAUCGCCGGAAGAAAUAUCAACAACCUCAGAUAUGCAGAUGACACAACCUUGAUGGCAGAAAGUGAGGAGGAAUUAAAGAACUUUUUAAUGAGGGUGAAAGAGGAGAGCGCAAAGUAUGGUCUGAAGCUCAACAUCAAAAAAAACGAAGAUCAUGGCCACUGGGCCCAUCACCUCCUGGCAAAUAGAAGGGGAAGAAAUGGAGGCAGUGAGAGAUUUUACUUUUUUGGGCUCCAUGAUCACUGCAGAUGGUGACAGUAGUCAUGAAAUUAAAAGACGCCUGCUCCUUGGGAGAAAGGCGAUGGCAAACCUAGACAGCAUCUUAAAAAGUAGAGACAUCACCUUGCCAACAAAGGUCCGUAUAGUUAAAGCUAUGGUUUUCCCAGUAGUGAUGUAUGGAAGUGAGAGCGGGACCAUCAAGAAGGCUGAUCGCCAAAUAAUUGAUGCUUUUGAAUUAUGGUGCUGGAGGAGACUCUUGAGAGUCCCAUGGACUGCAAGAAGAUCAAACCUCUCCAUUCUUAAGGAAAUCAGCCCUGAGUGCUCACUGGAAGGACAAAUCAUGAAGCUGAGGCUCCAAUACUUUGGCUACCUCAUGAGAAGAGAAGACUCCCUAGAAAAAGACCCUGAUGUUGGGAAAGAUGGAGGGCACAAGGAGAAGGGGACGACAGAGGACGAGAUGGUUGGACAGUGUUCUCGAAGCUACAAACAUGAGCCUGACCAAACUGCGGGAGGCGGUGGAAGACAGGAGUGCCUGGCAUGCUCUGGUCCAUGGGGUCACGAAGAGUCAGACACGACUAAACGACUAAACAACAACAAAGGUACCCCUGACCGUUAGGUCCAGUCGUGGACGACUCUGGGGUUGCACGCUCAUCUUGCUCUAUAGGCCGAGGGAGCCGGCAUUUGUCCGCAGACAGUUUUUCCGGGUCAUGUGGCCAGCAUGACUAAGCCGCUUCUGGCAAACCAGAGCAGUGCACGGAAACACCAUUUACCUUCCCACCAGAGCAGUACCUAUUUAUCUACUUGAACUUGACAUGCUUUCAAACUGCUAGGUGGGCAGGAGCUGGGACCGAGCAAAGGACGCUCACCCAGUCACGGGGAUUCAAACUGCUGACCUUCCGAUCGGCAAGCCCUAGGCUCUGUGGUUUAGACCAUAGCACCACCCACGUACCUUAAACAUCCCUUAGGCACCUCAAAAGUAACACAGGCACAACAGAAAGCUUACACCCGUCCCUGGAGAAUUGCACUGACAUUUUUCUCUCACUGUUGCUAAUUUUCAAAUACGUUCUCCCUCCCGCAUUAACUGAUGGAGAAAUGUCAAAAAAUGCAGGAUAAUAUUUUUUGGCACAACGCUAAUACCCAAACUGGUUCAGUUAUAUGAGUAAUUUAAGAAAAAGCAAAUGCUGUAAAAAGUACAGUGUUCAUUCCAACAGCAGGAAAAAGUGAAACAUAUACCAAGCUACUCUUUGAUACGAGGAAAAUUAUUAUGGAUUAUGGCAUAUUAGUAUCCAAACCAAGGAAUUCAUCCUAUAUUCAGGCAUUAGCAGACUUCAGCUAGCUCCCAGGAUUUUCUUACUAGGCAUUCCAUUAAGAGCUCGUGUAACCACAGUGAAAUGGAUGUUUGAAAACAGGAGCUGCUAAACUUCGUGGGCAUGUUUGCAAACUGGAGAAGCCGUUGUGGGCACAACAUACGGAAAUGUGAUAUGCUGUGUCUGGCAUAUUGCCUGUUAGGAACUGCCUAAUUCUCACACACAUUUUGUUCCAAAGGCAGAACCUUAAAGAAAUAUUGCAAAUGUUUGGAAUGCUGUGAAAUGAUUAAAAGGUCAUGAUUUUUCACACAGAUACUGUACCAUACCCUGUUCUGCAUCUAAUGUUCUCGAAAGUCUCCAGUAAUAAUUGUUAAUUCUCCUUAUUGAUGAUUUUAUCGUUUUAUUUUUAUAUUUUUGCACACAGUCUUGAGGUUUUGUUUAACAUUCAAGCGGUGUAUAAAUUUUAUGAAAUAACUACAUAAAGUAAGAAACAAACCCUGGAACAAUAAAUUUAAAUGAACAAAACUGCAGAGCCAGCAGUUAAAACAACUGAUAAAAUAAUGUAAAAUAACAAUAAAUAAAUAAAUAAAAAAUCAACAAUAAACCCAUGAUAGGAUGGAUUUUGACUGGUGCAUCAAAGAUGGCAGACAAAACACACAGCAAACUUGCUGACAGAGAGGAUUCCACAGUCUGGGUCUAACCACAGACCACCUGUUUGACCUCUGAAGGUACGGAGUGUAGUCAGAGAAAGGCCUUUGGUGAAGAUGAUGAAUGUUUGUUCAACUUCAAAAGUAAAUCUCUUCUGUCCAGUGGGGCUUAUUCCCUACUUAAGCGUCCCCAGGAAUUUUUCAUACUGAGUAGUGACGUCUACUAUGCAGAGAGAAAGUGUAUGUAUGGGUAGAUCCUCAAUUUCAUAAUGCAUACAAGUACUGCCAAAACAAACUCUAAGGUCAAUGGGCGCUUUCAAGAACCAAUAAAUAGCAAGUCCAAGUUACACUUUUCUAGCCUUCGGAAUCACAGAAUACCAUCGCAAAGAAGAAUUUUCAAAUAACCAAUCAAACAUAGUUGAGACAUAUGGCUUCAAAGACGGUAGCUUUCCUUUCAAUUUAGCACACAAAUGGUUUUCAUUAAGACGAUCCCCUCUCUAGCGUUUUGGUUUCCAUCUUUGUUUACUGUUGUAAGACUUAUCACUUAAACUUUCUGGAAGGUAUAUGUCUGUGCUUAUAUACAUGCCACACACAUGUGGUUGUUGCCCUGAGCAUUUCCAAUCUAUCCCAAUGUCUGUCUAGCUAGUUUUCAUUUAGUUACUUUCACCUUUUUAGUUUGUUGACAGGAAAAGGAGAUAAGAGAGGCAAGCUUAGCUGGAGGUCUGGACUGACAGAGACGCUCUCAGCAGGCUGUAUAUAAAAUUAAUACUGUAGGCUUCUCAAGCAUUCCCAUCUGCAUUCUCAAGAGGAUUGUUUUUUCUUGACAAACAACAGAGGUCUACAGGGACUUCCUGCCCGAACUAUAAAGGGCAGCAAACCAGUUUUAAAUUGACUCUCUUCCAGCCUGGAGUUAUGUACUUGUUAGGCUGCAAAUUUCACAAGACUAAAUUCUUGUUACUGGGAAUCUAUCUAUCUAUGUCAAUAGAUCCACGUAUCUAUCUAACACUAAGAGGACAGAAAACAAGAGACAGAAAAUAAAUAACAGGCUCUUGUGGAAAAAAAAUGUGAAUUGUGAAAGUAUAAUUCUUUUAAUCUUAGGCUUUGCAGAAGAGAAUCGGAAGGAUUACAGGCAAGCUGAUAGAGGGUGACAUUUGCUUCAGGGGGAAAGGGAAGCCCUUAAUGAAAUCCAUAAGCCUGGCUUCCAGUGCUUUUAGGAAAACCAUGCCCUUCCCCAGCCGUCUAAAGCCAGUAUCUAAAGAGGGUAUCAUAAACGAUUUGUGGGCUGGGGACUCUUGUCAAUAAAGCACUGGCUUUAAAUGACUUUAAAACGUUAUAUGAAAUGAGAACACAGUUAAGCAGCAAGCUAAGAACCAUAUUUUUCUGUUCACAUGAAAUAAUAAAUGGCAGCUGAAUCCCCCCUCCACAUUGCAUGGGGACGUGGCCAAAGAUAGUUGCUGAAACAUGGUGUCCUCUUUCAAAGUCAACAAGCUACUGAAGCAAGAACCUCUGUGUUUAAGAAUUCACCCUAUGAACUUCAAACAGAAUUCAGAAGGUUGAAGAAUAUACUUGUUAAAGCAGCUGGUAGAUCAGACUGGAUGCAUAUGAUAACAGCGAGCAAAUGCUGGAAUCCCCACUGCAAUGGGGCAUAAAGCGAGGCCAUUGAGAAUGGCAGCCCCUCUCGGCCUAUUCCUUUUAAACUAGACUUUUGCUAUAAAUGCAGGGCUUCGUUUUGAAAUAAAUCACAUCACCAAGCUAUGACUCUGUACAUAGGAAGCCCUUGGAUUUUCAGUGGGGCUCAACCUGGGCACUCUUCUCACAUUACCUUAGUAACCCUGCACUUUUCCACACCACCUUCAAGGUCAGAAGCUUCUGAAGAAGUCCACAGUAUCAUUCAUCCCAUGCCAUCGCUGCCCAGCUUCCUAGAACUGGGUGACUUUAGCAUUAGGGGAAGACACUGUCUGCAUGAAAAGUAUGUGCUCUGCCUCUGUGCUAAGGCCCCUUCUGAAAAUCAAGUUAUUCCAUGUAUCUCCUGCACAGUAUCUCUUUGGGAUUUGCGGACUUUAAAAAACCCAACACCGAGACAAGACCAAUGAUUACCCGAAAGGCUAGAUUACAAAUUAGUGACUGUGCAUUGCCCUUUGCCAAGAAUAUAUAAUCUGCCCAGGCCCUUCUGACUGAAGACUUGACGAAAACAAGUUGGAGAUGGCUGGUGGUGAGAAGAUAUCAUUCGUUUUCUGAUAAAGUGAAGACAUGGAAAAAUUUCCAGGUCACAUGCAUACCGCAUAUUUGGGCUUUCCCAAAAGAAUCUUGGGAACUGUGGUUUGUUCAGGGUAAUGGGAACUUUAGCUCUGUGAGGCGUAGACGACAGUUCUCAUGUUUUCUUAGGGGAAACCAUGUGCUAUAAAUAUAAGGGGCGGAUGUGACUUCACUCUCACAGCAGGCCCUACCACAUAAAGUUGUUGCAAAGAGAAAAAAAAGGAGUGGAACCAUGUUCUCUGGGCUCUUUUGAGAUAGGAAUAUAAAGAUAUAAUUAACACACCUGUUCUUUUUUACAGCACUUUGUAAGCAAUUUUAGAACACCACUUGAAAUGGCCAAAUAUCCUAUUUUUCCCUCAGAAAAAUCUCUAGAUUAGUUUUAUUGUUUUCUAACUCCCACAGCAUGAUCAACAUGCUAUGAAGAAAAGAAGACCAUUGAAAGAGGAUGAUGGCAUACUAUUAAUGUUUCACAGAAGGUUCAACCAAUAAAAAAUUGGGAGUCCACAUAGUUUGAACUACACAGUUUUACAGGGGAAUAAUCUGGAAAAAAAUGAACUCCUCAUUAACUUUAUAAUACCCUAGAAUAUUGGACUAACAACAUUACAGAAUGGUAAACUAACAAGUUGCACAUAUAAAAAACCCACACAAUUAUGAUAAUGCAUACUAUUGUACAAAAAUCCUGCCUCCUAGACUGAAGAAGGCUUCUAAAAAGUCCACUCCGGUUAAUCAAUUGUGAACACUUUCAGAAUAAUAAAUUGUCACCACCAUGUUGUGUUUUUUUAAAAUAAUGUUGCUGGCUAAUUGCAAUUAAAAAAGAAAAAAGAAAUGUGAAUGCUAUUAAGUCUCAUAGUAAUUUUAAUAGGGGUGUUAUAUUUUUUAAGAUAUGCCCCUAAAGAAGGGCUGUGCUUUUUGUAUUUCAAUAAACCUUUUUACAUCUUUAACAUUCUGCUUUGCAUUAGAAAACAGAGGCCAGUAGUUAAAUGCUGUGGGCACAUUAAUUGUGCUUUUUUGGCGACAAAAGUAAGAAACGAAACCUUAAGUGACCUUAACUCAUCUAUGUAGUUCUACCUUCCCUUACUAUUAUUUGUUUAUCCAAGUCUCAUGUAUUUAAUAUGUCUGCUCUGGUUUUAUACGACCUGUAAAUUGUGGGGUGGGGGUGGGAAGCCUCUAAUUGAACCAAGCAUAUUACUGUGGCAUGCUGUUCCUGUACAACUCAUACUAACCUAUAGCAAAUUCAUAGAUUUUUCUAAGACUACAUGUACGUUCUUCCACAUUAUGCAAAAUUGUUCUGGUAUGUGGUUUCUCAGGACUGAAUUUGAGACAUGCACCAUGAAAUUAGUCUGGGACAAUAAGGUUACUGAGUGAUUAGUACAUGGGUAUUGUAGUUUUGACCUUUCUGGAAUAUACUUUGUCAAAGCUAUACUUUUCUGGACCCAUCUGGUGAUAUUAAAACUCAGUAAACCUGGGAUAAGAUUGCAGGUGGCAGUGAACCCAGCUACUCCACUUCGUAAUUUUGUUCCAGGUUUGUCUGUUUAUUUGUUUACUUAGCCUCUCAGAUCCAUCUUUUUGGUGUUGGGUCACUCCAGAGCUGAUUCCAUGAAAACACCAAAAAGUACUUCUCAUGAACAAGCCUUCACUGGAAUACAGCUUCAGAGUGACAGCGUGGUACAGCAGUUAAGACUGCAAUGUCGGAUAAGGAUUGAGGAAACCCUCAGCAGUGAAGCUCACCAGGUGACCUGUCACCAUCUCUCAGCCUGACUUGCCUACAGGGUUUUGUGAGGAUAAAAAGGGGGAGAAGCACCAAAAGCCACAUACAGCAAAUAAACUUUGCCUAGGAACCAAAGAACUAUUCGAAGUUUCUGCAUGCCCAAGGGAGCUUGUGUUCCCACCCCCCAAAACUGCAUCCUUGUGUGGCACAGUGGAAGCUUUUAAAACUCACAAGACUUUCAAGAGCAGUUGAUACAGGCUCAGAAUCCAGGGAUGAAGGGAGCAAAUGACUUUUGGCAGCAUUUUCUCCUCUCCACUGCCAUGUCCCACCCCUCAGUGGGGUUAAUAUUUGUACUUCUCACCUCUACUGUAAUGAUUAGGGUGCUGCAGUAGGACCAAGGAGAUCAGGGUUCAAAUGCAAGCUCUGUUGCAACUUUGGACUGCUCAUUGUGAAAGUCUGGAAGCUAACACGGUAGCUGGAGGUGGAGGGAGAAGGCUAUGGAAUGGGACAAAAAGGAUUUCCAGGAAAGGAAACCGUCUCUGCCUAUGAUCCAUCCCACUGUCAUUUACCCUAGACCAUGGGUAGGCAAACUAAGGCCUGGGGGCUGGAUCCGGCCUAAUCGCUUUCUAAAUGUGGCCUGUGGAUGGUCAGGGAAUCAGAGUGUUUUUACACGAGUAGAAUAUGUCCUUUUAUUUAAACUGCAUCUCUGGGUUAUUUGUGGGGCAUAGGAAUUCGUUCAUUUCCCCCCCAAAAUAUAGUCCGGCCCCCCACAAGGUCUGAGGGACAGUGGACCGGCCCCCUGCUGAAAAAGUUUGCUGACCCCUGCCCUAUACCCAGCGGCGUAGCGUGGGUUGUCAGCACCCGGGGCAAGGCAAGUAAUUUGCGCCCCCUAACCCCUAACCUGCUGCCGCUGCCAGCUUCUUCUUGCUGCUGCCUGGGCUGGUCUGGUGUGGUUCUCUCCCGCGCUCAGCGCUGCGCUGGGCGGCCGCUGCACUGUCCCUCCCCCAGAUAGUCCCUCGCUCUCUCUCUGCACCGCACGCCUGGCACCCACCCCCCUCCACAGUGGGCGGCGACCCAGCGGCUCGGAUCGGAUUCGCACAGCCAGCACUGCAGUGAGAGAGAGUGAGUGAACCAAGUAGGGGCAGAGAGCUGCGAGUGCGAGCGCGCGCCCCCCCAGAUGUUGUGCCCGGUGCGGCCGGCCCCCCCUGCACCCCCCCACGCUACGCCACUGCCUAGACCUUACAUUCACACAAUUCUCUUCUGCUUUUAAUCCACAGAAGGGACAUGUUAGAGUGCAUCAAGGAGGCAGAAUCAAGCCCCCACUUUUUAAAGGCUGACCUCCAAGACAACCUGGAACCAAAUACCCUCAGGCUUGGGUACCUAAAGCAGUUCCUUCAAUACUUGUUCUCAGGCUGGGAUCUGAGGAAACGGGCAACUAGUUUCACACGAGGGAGUGGGCUUUCAAACAGCAGCUUUCCCCCUCAAGCCGUUGGGCAUCAUGAAGGAGUGUAUGAGGAUCUGCUGUUUAAAGAAAAGUCAAGAAUUCCAAUGCACAUUCCCAGGACCUUCUAAAUUCCAGCCUAAUUAUCUCCAAGUAACUCAGUAUUUUCAGGCUUAAAUUUUUAUGACUGUUCCAGUGAGAUGCCUCCCACCAGCCGUCUGCAUCAUGUACUUCAGCAUUCACUUUUCUGUAAAUGGUGGCACUUAGUUGGCAAAAACGAAGAGUUGCGCAUACAACAAUCAUUGCUGCCAAGAACACAAAAUGCAUAUAUAUGGAAAACUUAGUCCUCAUAAAUGCGAGGUUUUAGUUAUUCCUCAUCAAUGUGGCAUUAUAAAUCACAUGGAUGAGCAACUAAAAUGUCUCAAGAAAAGCACAACCCAUUUGUUAGUCUGGUGCCUGACUUGUUCUUUGAAACAGACGUAAACAAGAAGGUUCAAGGAGAGUCUUCAUUUCAGACAGGAACUGGCAAAUCCAUUCUUAUUUUAAAAAUGAUGAAUAACGUACUUCCAACUAGUGUUCAAGGAAUGGUAUGUGCUCAAUCUAAACUGUAUGUUUCCUUUUAUUUCCUUGCAACUGUAAGCAGUCCAGUCCUCAUUCCCCUGAAAGUGUCGAGAUAAUGUCUUUUGAGAGAAGGUGAGUGGCAUAUAAUUCUCUAAAGACAUCAUCUCAACACUUUCAGGGGAAUGGGGACUGCACGCUUACAGUUGCAAGGAAAUAAAAGGAAACAUGCAGUUUAGACUGAGUACAUAGUUUUGAUUGAACAACCAUAAAGUACGCAAGUCCAUGCCAUCUAUUUCCCUCAGGUUAGGCAAGGCCCAGAAAAAUAGCUGGCGAAUCUUUUGAAUUGGGAAUGAACUCCCUCAGUCACUGUCACCUCUCCCAGUUCACCUGGAAGUAACAAAGUACAACAGACUCAUCCUUCUUGAGUCUACAAGGCAACUUCCACAGGCCAAUAAAUUACCAUUAAGCAAAACUGGGUGGUGAACAAUUGCUAAGCGUUGUACAAACAGUAAAUGACAAAAUGCAGGGUCCUCAGAUGGAAAGUUGUAACUAGCUGUCUAUAUUAAGCCCAGAUAUCAGCUACGAUAUCUGGGUUUCAGAGAAGAAAAAGUUAUUAUAUAUGAUCUUCUGGAAUCCAGGGAAAUGAAUUUAGCACUAAAAAGGACUUAUUAGGAUGGGCUGCGUGCUUAAGAGUAAGUCCCAAGAACCAAUUUAAUCAAAAUAAAAGCCAUACAAUUCAGAGAUUUAUAGCAAAAAAACUUCUACUGUACAUCAUUGCCGCAUACCCUGGCAUUAGAAUAAGACGAUACAUAAAGAACAGUUUCCUAUUUAGAGGAGCUCAAAGGAGAUAAUGGCAACAUGGGAAGGAAGAGAGAAGAAAAGGUCAUGGCCCACAAAUAUUGUCAGGAGAUACAAUUAAGCAUAAUAUUUCCCAUUAGGAAUGAGACUUUACUGAAUAACUAGCUUGAGCUGGGAAUUGAAUGGUGAGAGAUGAGAGUGCUUCUAGCUGCUGAGAACUUGGCUGGGGGCAGGAGAGACCUUAAAACAUCUCUCAGAAAUCAUAAAAUGGUGUUUGUGUGGGGAUCAGUUUUCAGAGACUUUCAGGUCUAAGCAAAGUCACUGUACUUGCUAAUCCAUAAUACAAAAAAGGAUUUUUAUUCCUUUUUAAUAAAAAGCUUAAUUAAAGCCUUGGACUAUGGGGUUGGCGAGAUCUGCUAAACAGUUAUUAUGCCGACGUGCCCGGAGAGCCUUUCGAAACAGUUGUUAUUUUGGCAUCCCUAGAAGGAAGACGUCGUUUCUCACCCUUGCUUUUUAUGUUUUGUUUGUCUAAAAGUUGAGCAACAAUGUGCAAACAGCAUUGUUACAGCAUACCAGACUUCUUGUCUAAUCCCUAACAAUGAAAGUGUAAGAUGCUCUUAAACAUUUGAACUCUUGGUUCAGGAAGGUGACUAAAAUCCUAAGCCUUUGUCUAAGCGGCUCUGAUAUCUAAAUAAAAUUCCCACUGUUGCUAACACCAGCACAGGGCCACCAGAGGUGACAAUGGGUGGAAGCAGCCGUAUAUCAAAAGUCAGUUAAACUUCUCAAAGUGCACUCUUUGCAAUGCACUCUUCCCAGCGACACACAGGUGAAUAUAUACAUGUACAUUUGCAACUCUAUCCCCACACUGAGCACCAGCACCUGACCAAACCCUUCUUUACCAGCUGCUGCCUCAUGUAUUAACUGUAAAAUAGCCUAAGCUUCUGAAACACAGGUUACUUAUUGUUUCAUUAAAUUGAUGAUGCUUGUCUUGCAUCCAUAAUCUGUGCACGCACACGAGAUUAAAGAUGUUUCCCCUUCCGUUGAGAUAUUGAAUUUCUGGAGACCAAAGAAUUCUGGAAAGCUCUAGUUCAGGCUGAUGCAUAAGCACAUAAAUAAUAAAAAAAAUCAAAGAGAAAGGCACCCCAACGAAUUGAAAGUCCAACAUUUUCUCAAUAAGGGGAGGUUGUGACAAAAUAGUGACAGUGGUGUUUACCAGGCAGAGAUAUGGGAGCAUAGAGACAGAUGGGAAAUGUAACAAAUUUCUCCCUUUCUCACUCGACGCCAGCUUGUUGCUUACAACUCUGGGUGGGUAGUGACUAGUUUUCACUGGAUGGUUAUUGUGAAGGUGGAGUGGAUUAGAAUACCUGGCUAGUUAACUGCUGACAAGUCCCAGGGUCAUAUGAAAUGCUCCUUUCAUAUCCCCCCUGUCUCUGCAUUGACUACAGGCAGUUACUAUUAGCAGGGACAGUCGAAUAUAUUUUGCUGCUUGAGGCAAAGACAAAAUGGUGGCCCACUUUCUACAUAUGGGACUCAACUGGACUGGUAGCUGCAUAUAACCUCAUCACUGGUAACAAAACAGCAUCCACCUGAAACAACAGGCUGUCAAUGGGUGUGCAAGGGGGCCUUGGGAACAGUGCGUGCCUGCAGUUGUCUUGCACCCACCAGCACCGGCUGCUUGAGUGGACUGGCUCCCCGUUCCUAAUGGCAGAGCUGGCUCAAGCAUCUCCAGAUGCUGAUCUCUGGUUUGUAAGAGGCUUCCCCAUUUUGUUUUGCUUGUUAAACUCUUUCGCCCCCACUCCCACGAAACGGAGGGGAAACAUCUGUAAUUAAAGAAAUGCUUAGCAAUCUCUCCAGAAUCAUGUUUAUAAAUAAACAAAACAGCACAUGAACAUAAAACGUUCUUCUUCUUCCGACAUGCAGCUCGAAAGCUACAUUCAGGAUAACAUGAAAAAAGAAAUGGUGGAGAUCCAGCAGAAUGCAGUGCAGAACCAGACGGCGGUCAUGAUUGAAAUAGGCACAAAUCUGCUAAAUCAAACCGCUGAACAGACCCGCAAAUUAACAGAUGUUGAAGCACAUGUAAGUACCAGUCGUUCAAGCUGAAGCUAACUCUGAACUCAAAGGACUUGUGUGCCCUAUAUUGUAUGCUUCAAGUCAGGCUGGGCAAUAUUUAGUUUCCAACAUUGUGAUGUAUCACAAUGUCUGAACUAAGGAUAGAACUAUGUAGAGACAUUGGCUGGCUUCAUGUUUUUUUCUAACAUUAUGAUUUUUGCAAGGCAAACAAACUUCAUGAUUCACGAUAUAUUGCCAGGUCAAAAAUUAUGAAACCAAUAUCAGGAUAUGGAUUUCAAACCAGUUUGGGACAAUAUUAUCGCCCAGCCCUACUAAUCAGUCAAUUAAAACUUACACUAGUAGACUGCACAGUAUAAAUCAUAGCUCCAACGCUUGACAGCACCACAAAAAACCUGAUCUUAGUCACAAAUCUUUGUGGAUCUUUGUGUUUUUCACAUAAUAACAAAGCAACCAACCAAUCAUAGAACACAUUUCAGGACACAGGGGAGACCUACGAAUUGUUGAGGGGAUCUCUUAUAUAAAUUAUGAGGAUCCAUAAGGAUCUAUGGUUCUGUGAGGGGAAACUGGUCUCCUUGCAGCUCCCAGCACCUAGAAUUCUUUGAGGGAAGCUAUGACUGUUUAACAUGGUAUGAUACUGCUUUAAAAGUAUACUGCAGAUGGAGGCUUGCUGUUUACAUAGCACUCUAAUUUGCAAAGUGUUUCAAGAAGGUUAAUGUUAUUCCUAUUCACCAGCACAGUGGGACAUGGUGGCGCUGUGGGUUAAACCACAGAGCCUAGGACUUGCCAAUCAGAAGGUCGGCGGUUAGAAUCCCCGUGACGGGGGGAGCUCCCAUUGUUCGGUCCCAGCUCCUGCCAACCUAGCAGUUUGAAAGCACGUCAAAGUGCAAGUAGAUAAAUAGGUACCACUCCGGUGGGAAGGUAAAUGGCGUUUCUGUGUGCUGCUCUGGUUUGCCGGAAGCGGCUUAGUCAUGCUGGCCACAUGACCCGGAAGCUCUAUGCCGGCUCCCUCGGCCAAUAAAGCGAGAUGAGCACCGCAACCCCAGAGUCAGUCACGACUGGACCUAAUGGUCAGGGGUCCCUUUCCCUUUUACCUUUAUGACUGUUUAACAUAGUAUGAUACUGCUUUAAAAGUAUACUGCAGAUGGAGGCUCUAAUUUGCACUCUAAUUUGCAAAGUGUUUCAAGAAGGUUACUGUUAUUCCUAUUCACCAGCACAGUGGUCAAAGUAAUGUUUGAAACCGAGAAGUUCUGAUCCGAACUAGCAUCAAAAUUCAGAGCUGAGUCCAAUUUGCAGCACUCAGGCUGCAAAAACUUGGAGUGACCUAAGUUAUGCACCCCUUAUGCAAGGCAUAGUCUGCAAUGGAACUUGGAUAAGCCUGAGCAUUUCAAUGGUUAUAAUUUAGUUGCAGGAUAAAUCAAAAGACUGAACUGAGUGGGAGAAAGGUUAGGGAGUAACAGGAAGCUACAAAGAAAAAUAAAUUGUCACAUUUUUUUCAAGUUGUUGUUCAAGUCCCAAAUCAAUUGUGGGGAACAGAGACAUUCCCAUACUCAGAUUGGAACAACAACAAAAAUUGCUCUUCAUUUUAGAUUUCAAGUCAGAUCUCAUCCAAAAAUAUGGUUAUUAUGGAGUAACCGCAAACUAUUAUAUUCACAGAAAAAACAAUAUAGAUGUUUUGAAAUAAUAAAUUCAUUUCAGAACUCCUUACAUUCUUAGAAUAAGCUAAGUAAGCUUUUCGAGUGGAGCUUGUGUAUAGUUACAGUUAUUUUCCAGACUUUUAAACUAAAGUGAAGGGUGGUUGGGGAGGAAAACCUAGCGUUAGCACAUAGCGAUUGGUUUGUAUAAAAACCAAAAGCAUUCUAUACAGGACCGAAAACAAGGUGACAAAAUUCUGGAAUGCACCAUUUCAUAUUGACGGUGUGGGGUUAUAUUUUCAAAAGCUCUUCCAAUGUAGUAGUUCACCAUAUGUGGUAAACUAAGUACACCAGGGAAAGGGUUCUGCCACACGAUGACUCUCAGAUCACUACCAUAGUUGCACUGUAAUGUUGCUUCCUAUAAAGACGGAAACACUUAAAUCUCUACUUCAGAACAAUACUAAAUCAUCCCCGCUUUAUUCCAUUUUUCAUGUCCAAAGUGGUCCAAGGUCAAAAGUGUGAGUAGCAGAGUCAAUGAAACAUUUGUUUGAUUGCUUCCGAAAAGUCAUGUGAAUCAGUUUCAAACCAUGUGUAAUGUCAUACUACUGCAAACUUAUAUGUCUGAAGAAUGCUUUUAUAGUCAGCAUUAGCUUAGAAGCUGAAUAUUUGUGCUGGUGACUGGGUUUGUACUGGGUUUAAUUAACAAUGUAAGGGGAUUAAAUAAAGAACUACUCUUUCAAAGACGCUAGUUCUGGCCACAGUGAUCCACGCUCUGGUUAUCUCCCAAAUGGGUUACUACAAUGUGUUAUUUGUGGAGCUGCUCUUGAAGACAGUUCUCAGAAGCUUCAGGAGCCUCAGUUAGCAUAGACUGCCGGAAUAUUGACUAGUGCGGCCUAAUUUACCCAUUUCACAGCAGUUUUAACAGAACUGGCUGUCAGUUUAUUUCGGGGCCCAAUUCAAGGAGUUGGUUCCUACUUUAAAAUUCAAAAUGGUAUGGGGCCCAAAUUUCAGGAGCGUGUGUGUGUGUGUUUCAUUUCAACCUGUUGCUGCUCUUUAAGAGGGACAAAUAUUAUUAUUUAAGAGGGACAAAUAUUAUUACUAAGGAAGAGGGUUUCCUUGGCAGUGUAUCCUCAGUGAUGGAAUGUCCUUGCAAGAAGAUCACUGGCACCAACAUGGCUUUAAUUUAGGUACCAGGCAAAACCAUUUUGAUUUUCUGAGACAUUUUAAUAGACUUUAGUGAAUUAAUUGUGCAAGUUUUGGUACGUUUUGAAGUUUCAUCUUCUCUUUUCUUAAUAUUUUGUGUUGUCUGUUACCUUGGAACUUGAUAUGAUAAAGGGCAUUGUGUGUGUAUGUGUGUGUGUAAUAUCUUCUAAUUAAUGAAUGAAUUCCUCUGCAACAUUUUGGAAAUACCCUUAAGUGUGAAAACAUGUCCUCAAUGACCAUUCAACAUGAAGGAUGUGAGUAAUAAAUUCCUCCUGCCAACUGAAGCCAAAUUCUGAUGAAUUAAAAGAGUUAUUUUAAAACACAAUGAGGAGCAUGCAGCAGAAUGGAAUGCUAAGCAACAGUCCAUGUGACAAUUUUGCUGCCUCAUUCUUAAAAACAGAUGUUGUUCUUGAGACUUCAAGAAUAAGCAGCGGAUAUCAUACUGACCUGGAACCAUGGAAGGAUUAAUAAAAUAAGAAAAACAAACCCUAUCUGCAGGUACACCCACAGUGACACAGAAGUGACUCCAGUCAGUGUGGCAACUUAGAAAAUCACCACCACAUCCACAAAAUGGCUGUCACAUCCAGGAGGCUACAACUGUGGAUGCCUUUGGUCAUUCAUAAAACUGGGAACAGCUCAGGUCACGACACACAAGACUGAUACGGCCCACAUAUAUUGCAACUUGUCUUCUGCAAACAUAGACAUAAGUAAAUGUCACUUACAUUUUAUCAAACCUUCAAGAGGUUUUAGCUUUCCUUUCAUUCAGGUAAAUAGUGAUGAUAGUCUAGGUAUUUUAGGACGGGAUUAAUUUGAAAAUUAUUCUGAAUUAUCUCAAAUAUGAUCCAAAAUUGCAUUUCUCAAAAUGUAGGUACUGAAUCAGACAACAAGGCUUGAGCUUCAGCUUCAGGCGCAUUCAAUUUCAACUAUCAAACUAGAAAGGCAGAUUUCAGAUCAGACCAGCGAGAUAGGAAAACUGCAAGAAAAAAACAGGUAAUAACUCUUCCUAUCUGGUAAUGUAUUAUUGUUCUCAAAUGUGCUUUAUUCCCAGCAGGGAAAUCUAUAAUGAGAUGAUGAAUUGAAAUGACCUCAGGAUAUUUCAAAUGAGCAUCAAGUCUUUUGUAACAAUGAACAGAAAUGGAGAUGACUUUUUUAACACCAGGAAAUAUUAUUUGUAUGCAUGGAAUUUGAAAUGUGCCAGAAGUUAUGGGGCCACAUUCUUCAUUCCCAAGACCAUGUGUGCAAUAUAUAGAAUUCAACUGACAUGCACAUAGGUCCUGUUAAAAAAAUGAAAAUAACCAUCAUUUAAAAUCUAAGUUCUCUCCUGCUUGCAAAAUAACCAUCAUUUAAAAUCUAAGUUCUCUCCUGCUUGCAAAAGCUCUGUAGCUUUUAGUCUUCACCCUCACUAAAGUCCCCACUUUUCCUCCUACCUACAGAUAAGCAGAGACUACAAAUAACAAAAACUGAUAUGCGAUUUGGAAAAGGAGAAUAGCUCCGCAGAUUAGUCAUUUCAGCAAUACUGUAAAGAUGGCCUUCAUCAAUCUUGUGCCAUCAAUAUAUUUUGGACCACAAGCCCCAUCACCCCUAGCUUUCCAUUGUUGUGCUGGCUGAAGUGAUGGGAGUUGCAGUCUAAAAAAAAUGCCGGGGGGCCAGGUGGGUAAUGGGAGCUGUAAGAGAAUAAUAAGCAAUCAAUGGAUGCCAACCUAGCUUACAUGUGUAAUUCCUUUGAACUUGAGGAAUGACUAUCAGGUCUUGAGCUCAUUAAAGGCAUCCCAUUGCCUUGAGAGCCUCAAGGUCCAUAAAUAGCAACACCCUAGUGGUCCCAGGCCCUAAGGAAGUUAAAUUGGCUUCAAUCAGAGCCAGGGCCUUUUCAGCUCUGGCUCCGGCCUGGUGGAACGCUCUGUCUCAUGAGACCAGGGCCCUGCAGGAUCUGAUUUCUUUCCGCAGGGCCUGUAAGACAGAGUUGUUCCGCCUGGCCUUUGGCUUGGAGCCAAUUUGAUUCCCUCCCCCUCUUUCUUUUUUUCUUUUCCUUUCUCCUCCUGCGAUGAGGCUACAUAUUAAUAUUUUAAUGUUUCAAUAUUUUAAUGUUGUAUUUUAAUUUUGUUUUUAAGUCGUAUUCAUUCAACUUGUUUUUAUUAUUGCUUGUUAGCCGCCCUGAGCCCGGCCUUGGCUGGGGAGGGCGGGGUAUAAAUAAUAAUAAUAAUAAUAAUAAUAAUAAUAAUAAUAAUAAUUUCCCACUCAGAAGGCAGCAUUAUUUAUUUAUUUAGCAAAAAGUGCCAAGUUGUGUCUCACCCACUUGAUCAUACCAAGGAAUAUAAUGAGAAUGAGUUCCUGCCUAUCAGAUGACAAAACAAUCCAUCUCUUGUCUGUGUGUCUUUCGCUAGAGCCAUAUUCUAAACCUACCUGGUGUGACAAGAUGGUGGAUUUGAAAUAUCCUUUAUUUACCAUUUCCCCCACCAAAAGGGGGGAAACUCACCCUUCAUUCCUAAUGAGAAAGCUUAUUUGAUUGCCAGGCAAAAUCUGGCUGUCCAGCUACCACAAAAUUGUGGAUGCCGCAAAAAUGUUACUGUGAUUUUCAAACCACCAAAGAGAUAAGUAUUUGAUUCCACUCUUGGCUUCCUUUUGUAUUAAUUGAGAGCCAGACAUGAUCCCUGCUUGCAUCCAUUCUCAGCAUACAACAUCAAAGGACUUGGAGGCUCUUUUUGUUUACCCAGAACAUUUUGAAUGACAGCUGGCCAACAGAACUGUUAACAUUUCUUGCUGAGCUGGGAUCACAUUAGGCUAGCUGGAGAAAAGAGGGGGAACUGUGAACUUUGCUUACUGCAUAAGCCUCAUGCGUGAUCUGCAGUUGGCUAGUCUCACAUGGAAGAGAAAUCAACCUUACUGUUCUCCAAACUGGAUUGUAAUCUGCUACCGACACAAUUUUUCAAUGGUAAAUGCAUAAUCAGCCCAUCUGUUCGGCUUAACAGUCCUCACAGGGAGAAGCUGAUGUGUCAACAGCUAUAUUACAGAGAAAGGGGAAUUGUUUUCUGAAAUGAAGAUGAAAUAUGUUUCGAAUCAUAGGGUUGCCAUCCUGUGCUUCUAACAGUACAAUGUGGGGUUGAAUGUAAAAUGAGCCAAGCUGUAUGAUUCAGCUGAAGUCCUAUGCUGAAAGGACUUUUCAUUUCUGGUAAACAUGAGUGCUGAAGGGAAAGGGCAUGUUUUCAUAUUUGUCUUCACUCCCUUGCUAUAUUUGUGCAUGCUCCUGCAAGGUUUGUUUUAUGCAAACAAGAUACUUUACUCAAGGGGAGCAAAGAAAAUAUGGGUUCACUAUUACAAUGUGAUUUAUUGCGGCAAGUGCACGGAUAGCACUUGAACACACUUGUCCUUCGCUACAUGCAGAAAAAGCAGCAAAUAUUGCUAGAACAAGUAUACUAUGGGACCUGAGUUGUGAAAGAUUUUCUCAGCAUACAUAGGAGAAGUGUAAAAUGAAAUCUGGUCUGCUGAUCCAACACAGCUUCUAAUGCACGCGAUCGAUGCUGAACAGCAGUUAUUUUAAUAUGGUGUCUUCAGGGCAGGACAUAUACAGCAGGACUGCUUGAUUUAUGCAUAUACAGCAAAACCAAACAUGGCAUUGAUUGCGGAAUUCAGCAUCGUGAGAAUCUCAAAUUUCAUUCCCCCUGCCCAGUUCUAAAACCGUGUAGCGUCAAUGUUCUGAAGAUGCAUUUGAAAGCAAGUUUGCAACGGCUGCUGGAAUCUCAGCUGCCAGAGGGGCAGUUGAAUCAGAUUUGCUAGGCAUUGGCUUUAGUGGCCUGCACAGAUCCCGAUUCUCUUUUACAGUAUGCUGUCAGAAUCGGAGUAAAUAAUGCAAAAGAGUGAAAGUUGCAGAAUUAAGCAAAAUUAAAAGCUGCAGAGUUGACCAAAAUAAAAGGCUAUUGUGUAUAUUGUACUGAAUUCACAUCAUGCAUUCAUGUUGUAGAAUUUAGAUCAUCAGAGCAAAGGAAUAUGUGCUUCUUCUAACACAGGGUUGCCCAAACUUAGGUUUCCAGCUGUUUGUGCACCACAAUUCCCAUCAUCCCCAGCCAUUGAUCCUACUAGCUAGGGAUGAAGGGAGUUGUAGUCCAAAACCAGCUGGAUAUCCAAGUUUGGGAAACCCUGUUCUGAAACAUGGCACUGUGGGUCUCCUCCCACCACAAAACCCACUACAGUGGUACCUCGGGUUACAUACGCUUCAGGUUACAUACACUUCAUGUUACAGACUCCGCUAACCCAGAAAUAGUGCUUCAGGUUAAGAACUUUGCUUCAGGAUGAGAACAGAAAUCGUGCUCCAGUGGCACGGCGGCAGCAGGAGGCCCCAUUAGCUAAAGUGGUGCUUCAGGUUAAGAACAGUUUCAGGUUAAGAAGGGACCUCCGGAACGAAUUAAGUACUUAACCUGAGGUACCACUGUACUAUUUGUAAGGAACAGAUCAGGGAAUUAGAUACUACGUUCAAAUAACCAUGGUAUAAGCUUGCAAAAGAUUUUACUUUUUGUUCACCAUUAGGAGCUGGGGAACAGGAGAGGCACUUGGGUGUCUCACCAGACUUCGUAUGGCAAGUACUGUAUUUUUUGCUCUAUAAGACUCACUUUUCCCCUCCUAAAAAGUAAGGGGAAAUUUGUGUGCGUCUUAUGGAGCGAAUGCAGGCUGCACAUCUAUCACAGAAGCCAGAACAGCAAGAGGGAUUGCUGCUUUCACUGCGCAGCGAUCCCUCUUGCUGUUCUGGCUUCUGAGAUUCAGAAUUUCCUCCUCCAAAAACUAGGUGCGUCUUGUGGUCUGGUGCGUCUUAUAGAGCGAAAAAUACGGUAACUUCUGACCAGAACCUACAGUGGAAACUUGUGGUUCCUUAGCUGGCUCAGUUUUGUCCCCCUCCCCCUUCACUUUAGCCACGUAAAAGUGCUAAACCAAUAACAGUGUUUUCUUCCCCCUCUUAUUUUUUUUAGCUUUCUGGAAAAAAAAGUUAUUGAUAUAGAAGACAAGCAUACGUCCCAGUUACAGUCGAUUAGAGAUGAGAAAGAUAAGCUCCAGUCACUCGUGUCCAGACAGAACUCCACAAUAGAAGAACUAGAAAAACAGCUGGCCACGGCCACAGCCAACAACUCGUUCCUGCAAAAACAGCAACACGAUCUGAGGGAGACUGUGCAGAGCCUGUUCUCUAUGAUUUCUACACCAAACCGUAAGUGGAGUAGAAGACGCUAAUUGCUGCAGUGAGAAACAAUUUCCUUUUUGGUGAGCCUUCCCCCACCUCUGCAAUGACCCUCAGAUUAUUUCCAAGUGUAAAGUAUAAUUAUAACAGGUAUGCGUAGGCUUACACCAGUUUGUUGCCCUUCCAUGUGGGUAAGAAAGAAAGGAAUGAUGAGGGCCAAAGAUACUCUGAGCCUGGCACCAGCGUGAGAUCUGGUUAGCCCACUUCCCUGUGUGUGUGUCGAACCUCAUACCAUAGUAAUUCUGAGAAUGACAAGCCUGCGGGUCACCCACAAGGCCAAAGCCUCUGGCACCAUGACAGUGUGACCACAGAGGACUAACUUCUGCCAAAGACAAUUCUGGUUGCUCUCUAGUAUCUGAAUUAAAUUAACCCUUUGAGGCGCCAGAGGCUGUCUUUUCCAGCUUGUGUGACACCAGCAAUGAGGAGGACCCAGCUAACGCCAACUAAAGCCCUUCACAGUCCCCGUUUUGUGAUUCUAGGGGGUUUCUCUGAGGUUGAUUAGGUUUAGCUCCCACGCUUUACACAAAAUCUCCCAAGCCGUAUGCACAGAAUUGAAAGUAACACGUUUAAAAUGUGAGAGGGAUGCUACUUGCUGUUAAUUGUUAACGGCCUCAGAACUUGAGAAGAUAUGAACAAACUUUUACUCCAUCAUUAAUUACCAUGAUUCUAUAUAUUCAGUGCUAUUUUUCUAGAAAAAGAGGUGCCAGAACUCAUUCUUCUUCUCUUAGAAUGGCAAUGGUGCCCACCUGAGAGGUGCCAGAAUUGAGUUCCAGCUGAAAAAAGCCGCAAGCAAACUCAUUCCCCAAGUGUGGAGUUUAUUUAAUGUAGCCAAAACAGUACCAUCCACACACAUGAAGACAGUAUUGGCAUGCUUGAUGAACUGCAUAUUUUGCAGAAGCACAAAAAAGAAGAAGAAAAAUGGAAUCACAGCAGCCCAAUGGGGACUGAGCAUACUGACUGGUUGUUGGAAGAAGGAAGAAAACUGGGGUGGGGGACGAUGACUGAAAUAAGGCAUGGCUAGCUGAACUGCUGCAUUCUUCACUGCACAUAUUUUAUUGCAGGUCCAUUUCUAUUUACAAAUACCGUAUUUUUUGCUCUAUAAGACACACUUUUUCCCUCCUAAAAAGUAAGGGGAAAUGUGUGUGCGUCUUAUGGAGCGAAUGCAGGCUGUGCAGCUAUCCCAGAAGCCAGAACAGCAAGAGGGAUUGCUGCUUUCACUGCGCAGCGAUCCCUUUUGCUGUUCUGGCUUCUGAGAUUCAGAAUAUUUUUUUUCUUGUUUUCCUCCUCCAAAAACUAGGUGCGUCUUGUGGUCUGGUGCAUCUUAUAGAGCGAAAAAUACGGUAGUUAUAAAUAUAGUUACGCAAACAUAAUAAACACAGAACCAAUUCAGAAUGUUUUCUUCUUCUUCUUUAAGCAAAACCACCAUGCCCUAUACAGGACAAUACAGUCCUCAAAGGCCUAAAGAUAGCCUGUUAAGCAUAUUUCCAAAACUCUGCGUGUUUCUGCUGAUGUUAUCUCCUAAGUUAGUGCACAAACAAGUAAACAGGCUGUGUUAGCCUCAGCACCGAUGUGGGAAAAAAAUAAAAUCCUGAACACUUGCCAGUGUCGGGGGGGGGGGCGCUUCUAAAAGUGUCAACUAUCAGAGGAGUGUGGAAAAACAAUUAAAAAGCUGGAAGCAACCUUGUACUUUAAGGAAACCAAAUUUAUGAAGCAGAUCUAAAAGGUAAACAAUCUGAAAGGCUUCAAACAAAUGAGGCAGAGGAGAGAAUAGUACAUAGCUAAAGUCAGCUCUGUAGAAGUUCUCUUAGAGGUUUUUCAAAUACAAUGGCCAUUUGAAUGCAUUUAUAUUAUAUGCUUAAUAUGUGCACUUGCUUUUCAGCAUCCAAUAAUGCUCUGGAAACUGGAGGAGAACACAUCAGUUUCAAGGACUGUGCUGAAGCAUUCAAAGCAGGACUGACAACCAGUGGUGUCUACACAUUAACAGUGCCAAACGCAGGAGACGCGAAAAAGGUAAAACAUUCUCUUGAUUAAAUUUAGGCAGGACCAGAUCCUCCUUCAAUAUUUCCCCCCCAAUAUCAUUGUGUCAGUUUUAAGUACUUUUAAACUCACCAUGAAACUCUGCUUUCCAAUUUAGAAAAGGAAAAUGCAACAACAGCAGUACAGUCUUAUGAACGAGUGCUAAGAAUGCUUUCCGUGUCCAUCCUUAUGUAGAUCAAGAGUCUGGAGACUGUCCAGUUGCAAACUUUGUUGACCACUAUGAUGUAUAGUUGUCCCCAUCUAAUUGUUCUUCAGUAGCUAGAUUGAUGGCCCCACCCCUUCUGCAAAUUCACAACACAACCACAUUCAUACACUGAAGGAGGCCAAGAAGCUGAGGAACAAACAAAUUAAGAAAACAUGGGAAGGGGAAAUACUCCCUCAAUAGCUUUAUGCAGCUCACCAUUUCAUAGUGAAACAAGAGUCUCGACAGGAGUGCCAGACAUGUCAGCCGGAGAAUCCCCCAGAGCAUUCAGGAAUCUGUCAGAUACCAGCAGUCUUCAAAAGCAGACUAACUCACUGGGUCCCACAUACUUGAAGAUUUAGCCCAAACCUCACCAGAGAGUGGUCUGUCUGAGGGACUUCUGGCAGUACCCUCACUGCGAGAAGUGAAGUCACAGGGAACCAGACAAGAGGGCCUUCUCGGUAGUGGUGCCCACCCUGUGGAACACCUUCCCAUCAGAUUUCAAGGAGACAACUAUACAACUUUUAGAAGACAUCCAAAGGCAUCAAACAUAACGUUUGAUGUUUUAUUUUAAUUUUUUAUAUAUCUGUUGGAAGCUGCUUAGCGUGGCUGGGGCAACUGAGUCAGAUGGUCAGGGUACAAAUAAUAAAAUGAUGAUGGUGACAAUGGAUUCAUAGUGAACACACACACAAUCAACAGAGUAUUUCCAUUCUGCUCUGUGGCAAAGACCAGGUUGAGGGUAUGACCAGUUACAUGUAUUGCACCACUGAUGUAUUGAAAAAGCCGCAUAGCUAUCGUGGAGGCCAUGAAGUCCUGAUAUGACCCAUCUGAAGCAGUUUUGGCAUGGAUAUAGAUGCCUCCCCCCACCCUCAACAACACUGUGAAAGGGUUCUCCAACCCCAACGCUGAACCUACCUCUGCCAGCUUGGUCAGGGAGAUUGUAGAGCAGUUGGGUGGACAGUACACUAGAAACAUCUGGUCCACAUUGGCUCUCACUGCGUCAAACAUAAACCACUUUUAGCACUGUAGUUUCAAUAUUCUGCACUUGGAUAUCUGCUCAGUUUUGUAAGUGACUUCAAUAGCCUUCUCAGUAUCUUACACGUCAGUCAACAGGCUUGUGGUGGAACAUGUCAGCUCUACAUAUUUCAAGUAAUCGUCAGGUUUCUGCAUACCACUGUUUUACUAUGUUUCUGUAAAGAGCUCUUUUUUAAAAGAGCAAAACAAUACACCCACCCAAAAUCAGGGUCAUUGUUAGGCCAGUAAUUAGGCAGUAUGAUUGAUGAUGCUAUUUUUAUUCCCAGACCUGCUACAUAGAAUACAAUGAUUAUAGUGUUUAGACUUCAUCAUACUGACUCUUAUUUGCAGAAGAAGUUUAAUGGAUUAUCACAGCCUUAGGAGUGCAAUCCAUCAAACACUAUUAUUGCACUGCCUUCAUUCAUUUCAGUGCAGUUUACAUGGAGCCACCUAUAGCACCCCUUGGAAAUUGAAGUUUUGCAGAAGCAGUCCUGGUGGGUAUCACUGCAUAUGGAAGCUGCAGAAUUGCUACCAUUACAUCAAUAGAGAAAAUAUGGGUGACAUUUUUGUAGGCUGGGAUAGAUGUCCAAAUUAUUAUCUCAAACUGCCAUUUAUUUCAGAGGUUAUUGAUGUUAUUUUACUUACUUUGUGAGCGGUGACACAGAAUUGCCUUUCAUUUGUUAGACUCUGGCUGUUUGUGUUUUGAUCUUUUUCCUCUCGGCGUUUAUUCUGUUUUGAUCUUUUUCCUCUCGAUGCUGACUCUAAAUUCUCAAGAGACUUAUAAACACUGCUGCACAAUGUAUUUUACUGGGCUUGUUUUCCCCCCUGCAAGCUUUCAUUGGAAAGCACAGUGUAAAACUGACAUGCUAAAAACUGACAAGGCAAAAAACCACUGUACUGUUGUUAGAAGUGAUCUCAUUUCUCCCCUAUCUUAAGAAACAAUAAUCAUUUAAGAGGGCCAUAUUAUAUUUACCUACUACAUGCAACUGAAAAAUAGCUUGAGGCAGGUUAGUGGGACCCCAAAGAAAUAUCACACCAUCAUGCCACACCACAAACAGCAGAAGUUUCAAAAACUCUUAGCUUGGUGCCAGGAAGGGCUGCUGUUUGAAAAGCACAUAGCCAAAAUCUCAAUGAGCACGUGGUUGUUUAGAGUCUAACUUUGGCCUCCCGUUUCAUAGAAAUUCUAUACAUUCUGUUGCCAAAAUGUUCUUUGUGCACUUCAAUGAUUUUGUGAAUCCUAUGGUUGUUUACUCUUUCAGUGCAACACCCAUUUGGAAAACCCUUGCCCUUUUAAAUAAUAAAUUACGCCUUUUAGUAGCCGAAACGUUCAAACCAAUUCUGUUGAGGAAACUGAAGGGCCAUAGUAAAUAACCUCCUGAACUAGAACUAGUCAUGCAUUUUUUGAAGGGGAUGCAUUCCAUCUACCAUGAUCUACCUAAUCCAAUCCUUAAUUAUAUGGGCUUCUGUCCAUCAAUAAUGCUCCUUAGUUUUCAGCUUUAUGUAGGUCUCCCCCAGAGCAACAAAGAAAGGCCUUCAAAAACAAAAUGAAAACAGAAGUGUUUUGGAAACCAAAAUUGGCAGCAAAAUACAGGAUGUGAUGGAAGGAGACUUUAGCUAACAUUUUAACCAUUUCAGGAAUAUGGUUUCAUUGCAACACAAUCUGCAGCCCUACAGAUGCCAACUCCCAUCAGCCUCAGCCAGCAAAGCUAAUGGACAGGUAGGAUAGGAAUUGUAGUGCAGCAACAAGUUUCCUUUGCCUAUCUGUUGGAGAGGCCUCUGUGAAUUCAUGAAUCUCUAAGUUUCAUGAAACCUCCGUAUCAGACUAGAUCAGGCAUUGGCAAACUCGGCCCUCCAGAUGUUUUGGGACUGCAACUCCCAUCAUCCCUAGCUAACAGGACCAGUGGUCUGGGAUGAUGGGAAUUGUAGUCCCAAAACAUCUGGAGGGCCAAGUUUGCCUAUGCCUGGACUAGAUGGUUAGCAUAGGCAGCUUUAAGGGCAAUAAUGGAGACCAAUAAGGAAAAUAAUGGCGGCAAGUUGUUGUUGUUGUUGUUUAGUCAUUUAGUCAUGUCCGACUCUUCGUGACCCCAUGGACCAGAGCACGCCAGGCACUCCUGUCUUCCACUGCCUCCCGCAGUUUGGUCAAACUCAUGCUGGUAGCUUCAAGAACACUGUCCAGCCAUCUCGUCCUCUGUCAUCCCCUUCUCCUUGUGCCCUCAAUCUUUCCCAACAUCAGGGUCUUUUCCAGGGAGUCGUCUCUUCUCAUGAGGUGGCCAAAGUAUUGCAGGCUUAGCUUCAGGAUCUGUCCUUCCAGUGAGCACUCAGGGCUGAUUUCCUUCAGAAUGGAGAGGUUUGAUCUUCUUGCAGUCCAUGGGACUCUCAAGAGUCUCCUCCAACACCAUAAUUCAAAAGCAUCAAUUCUUCGGCGAUCAGCUUUCUUUAUGGUCCAGCUCUCACUUCCAUACAUCACUACUGGUUGCUUUCUACUUGCCAGUAAUGGUGGCAAGUAGAAAGCAACAAUUCCCCUUCAACUUUCAAAUGAACGAUUGAUACGACAGGGACCGUUUAUUUGUGUACAACUAGUGCAGGAGCACUUUGGACUUGUCCCCUGAAUGCUCAGGGCAGUUUUUCUCCCUCCACAGCAUCCUUGAGUUCAUACUUGUUAUCUAUCUUGCUGGAUUAAGGUAACAACGUUUGCAUAGCAAGCAGCUCAUUUUAGUUAUAGAAGUUCACCGGGGAUUCUCAGCCUAGCCUACCUCACAGGGUGGUUGUGCGGAUUAAAGGAUGAGGGGGAAGAACCAUGUAUGCGCCACCUUGAGCUCUUUGGAAUAAAAGUUGGAGUAAAAGCUAUUAAUACAACAACAUAACAUAACAUAACAUAACAUAACAUAACAUAACAAAAAUGCUAUGGAAAUGAGCGAGUGUCUUCCCAUUCCCUCCUCCCAUUUACAGUAAUGCUUUUUUUGCCAGAAUUUCUAUCAGAUAGAAUGAAUCAAAUGAAAUGUGAGUAAUUUCAAUGUUUGUAUGUACUGACAGACAUACUGUGAUAUGGAGACCAGCGGAGGAGGUUGGACGAUUAUUCAGCGACGCUCAGACGGCAAAGUUGACUUUGACCGGACGUGGGCGGAGUACAAAGCGGUAAGGCAGAACUGCCAUAAUCUUGAACAAUUUAACCUCUGAAUAGCUUUGAUUAUAACUGAGGUCACCCACACAAUUGGAGGUUAUAAGAUCUUUCAUAGCUCUGGACCUAAGUUCCUUUUAACCAGAGAAGGCAGGAGGAUGAAACUAGGGUCUUCUACAGGCAAACCAUAGGCCCAGUAGCUAAGCUCUGGAUGUUUAACAUGAAUGAUAAAACUUAGAUCUAUGUAAUAAGGCGUUUUCUUCGGGUGAAACUAGAGCAAUCUUACCUGCCUUAUGUUACUGCAUGAGAGGCAUCUGUGUUUUAGAAAGGAAUUUUUAGCCCACACAUUGGCUAUUAACACGGUGAUGUUUAAUUUAUGGUGGUUUUUUUUUUAUAAAAAAUUAAUGGGUAUUUCCACUGGCAUUUUGCCCCACAGUUAGCAAGAACAAAGUUCCAUUUUGUUUCCAGGCUCCUAAGUUUACGUUUGUUGAAAUCUACUUCUCAAAAAAAUAGAAAGACCAGAAAUUUUGGCAUUGCGAAGUGUUUUAUGUGAUGACAGAUUGACAACCGUAACAUUUUAUUUUUUGGGAUGGCGUGACCUGCUGACUUCAGAGUCAAACAAAACUAAUACAGUUAAAAUGUCCAAUUUGGAUUACAGGGAUUUGGGAAUCCUUCUGGGGAGUACUGGCUGGGCAAUGAGUUAGUUUUCCAACUAACCAAUCAGAAGCAGUAUGUUCUUAGAAUACAGUUGAAGGACUGGGAAGCAAAUGAGGCAUAUUCCUUAUAUGAACAUUUCUAUCUUGCAAACGAAGAACUAAAAUACAGGUAAGUCAACGCUGAAAAGAGCUAGACCAUUGCUCGUCUAUAAACUUAAUUGCUACUUUGUUUUUUUAAUGUUAUAACCAUUUGACAAGGAACCAAUAUAUUGACUUGAAAGAUAAUGGGAAAUGGUGAAAUGCAAUAUGCAGCAGAAUCCUAUACACAUGGCCUUUGCGAUGGAAUCCCUGUUGAGUUCAACAGAAAUUACUCCCCGGUAUGCAUGUAUAGGAAUGCAACCCUAAGCUCCUUUUUAUUGUUUUGAAGAUAGAAGCAUGCCUUUUCCCCGUGGGUGGAAAAUCACCUGCCGAGAGGGCAUUUUGAGUGGAGAAAUGGGCAGGAGGAAGCGUCAAGCAAUUCCUCCACUUAAACUCAAAGCCUUCCCAGUUUGGGAAAAAGAUACACCUUGUUCGGGCAUCAGUCACUGAGUAUAGAUCACCAUAGGAUCUUUUCCUUUGCCUUACUAGCUCUGACAGUCAAUGAAGAAUUCAUGGUAAUUUAUUGUACAUACGGUAUGUACCAUUCUAUAAUAUUCACUGCACCUCAAAAGGAAUGUUUUAGAGUUGGAAAAGGAUCAGGAAAGGGGAACCAACAUGAUCAAGGUGCUAGGGAGACUCCUCUAUGGGGAAAGGUUACAACAUUUGGGCCUUUUUGUUUUAAGGAAAAAAGGAAGAGUAAAAGGGGACACGAUAGAUUAUUAAGUGUGGAGAAAUUGGAAAGCAAGAGGUUUUCCCUCUUAUAAAACUAGAACCUGAGGUCAUCCAAUGGAGCUGAAUAGUGGAAGAGCCAGGACAGACAAAUGAAGUAUAAUUAAACGAUGGAGUUUGCAUCCAUCAUAUGUAGUGAUGGCCACCAACAUGGAUGCCUUUAAAAAUGGAUAAUAAUAAUAAUAAUAAUAAUAAUAAUAAUAAUUUAAUUUAUAUCCCUCCCAUCUGACUGGGAGUCACUCUGGGCAGCUUACAACACAUAUAAAAACACAACAAAACAUAAAACAUUAAAAAACAAAAUAUCCUAUAUGAGCAACAAACAAACCAAUAAAUCAAAAGAAACUAAAAACAACAGUAACAAUAAACAGUUUACAGUUAUGCCCAAAUUAAAGUCACUGCCAAGCCCAACUAAACAUUUAACCAACACCAACCCAACAAAAACAAAACAGAGGAAGCAAAAUUAGAACCGUUUAAAACAUAUUAUCCAGUUGUCCCAACCCAAGAGCUGUCCCAGCAACAAAUUUGUGGUGUAAGACUAUGAGCGGUUACUAGAUAUGAUGUCUAUGUCCUCUGAAUGCCAGUUGCUGGGCAGCACAAUUGUGAAGAGUGCAGUUGUGCUUAUGCGUUUGCAUGUAGGCUUCCCCAGGGCAUCUGACUGGGCACACUGAGAACAGGGUGCUGGGCUGGACAGACUAGAGUCUGCAGGGUUCUGCCUAUAUUAAAAAAUGAAGAUUUUCUAGCAAGGACAUUAGUUUUGACUUAGGUACAGCCCACUUAAGCAUUCUGUGGGUCACAGCAACAUCCUAAAGAAAGCUUUCGUUUCUUCUUCAUUAGGAAACAAAAUAUCAUUCUGUCUCCAACAUAAAUAUUUCCUCAUCUGAAAAUAGUUAGGCUCUACAGCAGGGAUUUUUUUUUUUUAAAUCAAGGCAAUAUAAUCUUUAUAAAGGUAACUUUUGCAAAAUGGGUCAUUGCCCUUGUCCAUUCACAUUAUUAAAAAGCAAUUUCUACAGAACAAGAUAGCUGUCUGCAAAUAUAGGUCCUUUUGAAAUGCAACCAAGUUUUUGAGCCACAAAACGUAGUGUUUGAAAACAUGUUUCACUUACGAAACAUAGAUUAUUUUGAUAGUCAACCUGACGGUGAAGCUAUAUAGCAACACUACUUGAAAGCAGUUUCUGCUUAUCAUUUUGAAAACUUUGAAAUGCAAAGCAGCUGAGAAAAAGCCAAAAUAAACACUGAUAUAGAUUAAAUAAAAUGGCAGCUGCUGAGGGAAUCCAACAUAAACUAGCAAUGACAGUCUCCCCUAGCCAUCCACUGAACAUGAUCCAUGCACAGAUACAGCCUGAAAAAGGCUGCAUGUACCACCAAGAGUUACAUGUCUAGUGAUUUCAGCUGUGCACACUUUCCCCAAAAGAAAAUAUGUAAAUCUCGACUGGGAGAUGGAGAGACUUGAUCCGGACCUCACUGACUGCUGUUGUUCAAGCAUAAGUCAUUAUAUGUUGUGCAUAGAUAUUCUAAAGCUCGGUGUAUUGUACCUAUAAGCCAUGAUGAUACAGGAAGCAUUUGGUAGAUCUGGCUUUGUCAGACAUUAAAUGUUUUCAAACGCACAGGUGGAAUGGUUGCCAGAAAAUGGCUUCAGAUGUAUGUCAUCUGAAUGCUCAGUGCUGAAUCUGAGGCGAUGUUCCCACGCUAUAUAUCUGUAGCCAUUUGCUGGCUUGCACUCACAGACAUUUUCAAAUGACAAGUAGGAAAAUGUCAAAGCACAUCACUUCAUCAGGGCAAUGAGACUGAAUUAUCAAACUUUGGAUACAUCCCCUUCAGGUUCUCUGUAUUGCUCCUGAGAGAGACCAGACUCCUUUCUGAAUAACGUCUUAAAUGUUUAUAAAUGCUAGCAUAAAAAAUAGACUCUGUUAUAUAGCAAUUGGCUUGAACAGUCUCUUUCUUUCAGAAUCUUAAGAGAAGCAGUGGGGGGCUGAGAACGUUUGAAAAAUAAGACCACUUCUUGCAGGAAUAUAAAUUGUAAGCUUUCUAAUUCCAACUUGGACCUGCAAGGAAGAAUACUUUCUGUGCCAAAACACCAGAGCACUAGUGUUAUAUCCCAGCUGAAGAACUGUAUGUUUCAACAGGUCAAGCAAUUCCAUCAAUGUGAAUUUGCAUACAAAAAUUAUAUUCUGAAGAGGAAAAAACACUUUCUUUGGCUUUAGAUCGCGAGCAGAGAACCUGUGGUCCUUCCAGAAGGCUCUGGACUGUAAUUCAGUCACAGUUAAUAUCUAUUCAAACCUCUUUGUUGUUUUUGCUAAUCUAGUACAACAGUUCAGAAGCAAACAAGGCUAUUUCUCUUCCAGAACAACACAUUUUGUUGACAAGAAGUUCCUGGCAUACUGUGUGCAAAAGACACAUAGUAGAUCAUUAACUGGAGAACAGAACAGGAUACUUCUUGGAAAACGCUUCCUUUCCAGCACAGACUUCACCACCACAAUUGCUUCAGCAUGUAUUCGUUUGUUUCCCAUUUUGCUUUUCUACAGGAUCCACCUUAAAGGAGUUACGGGGACGGCAGGGAAAAUAAGCAGCAUAAGCCAACCAGGAAAUGGUUUUAGCACAAAGGAUGCAGACAAUGACAAAUGUAUCUGCAAAUGCUCACAAAUGCUAACAGGAGGUAAGAGUAGCAUUUUCUGCUCACUUCCUAUUUUCAGACUCUUCCUAUUUCUGCUGGCGCUGAAUCGAGCCAUAAAAGUAGAUUUUGCCAUGGUAUCUGGGCAAAACCAUGAAAAGUCCGAAAUGUUGCAAUUUGAUGGCUUCCACAUUUUUCCAUUUUGAUACUCACUUUUGAAUAAAUAGCACAUAACCGAUUAACCAAAAAGUAGACACAUUCAGUUGCCAGGGCUGUGCUCAACAGAACAGCAGUAAGUUCUGGUUUUGCAUCGCAGCAGCAAAAUACCUGGGACACUGCGAUACAACCACUAGGACUUUAUGACUGCAGGGGUGCAAUCUGCAAUGUAGCUUGUCCAAGUCAGAUUAUGCGCACAGACAGAGAAAGUGAAGAAAAUAUGGGAAUGGCGAACAGUCAAAUCAUCAACUUUCUUCCCUCCUUUUGAACCGGUGUAAUGUCACAAUAAUAGUAUGACAGUGUUAACUGACGAAACCUGAGUACAAAGUACUGUGACCUAUAGCUAAAUCGGACCUUGGGAUGCAACAUAGAAUUAGAUAAUGGCUGCAUUUGGACUAAAUGCUCAAACAUGGUGUAUCAUUACAAGACUACACCUAGUCUCAGCGGGCUCACAUGCUCCCCUUCCUAUCUUCUCUUUCUGCAAGGAGGAGAUUCAAAAAAAGGUACAGUUUCCAUUUUAGGUGUCAUUUGAACACUAAAUUGUGGUUAAUCUUAACUACAGUUAGCAAAAACCAGACAGCCUAAUAAACUAUGGCUUGGCUUGUUUCCACUAACCAUAGUUAAUACUGCCCAAAGUUUGUGCAGUCUUGCCCGAUGUGGACCAGCUGCAGUUAAUACUACUAAUAAAAAACCUCUUCCUUGUGGCUACGGGGAAGAGAGCAGAGUGCAUGAGCUCAGGGGAGGCUAGGCUAGUUCUCCUAACUCUAAACUAUAGUUUAGUGUUUCGUUCCAGCGUGCUUGGUGCAGCUGCAGUUAACUCUAUGCAGGCACUUACUGGGCUCUAAGCAUUUUUGAACUCCUGGAUUCCUCCCGAUACCUCCAGUAUCGGAGGCAAAUACCGUAUUUUUCGCUCUAUAGGACGCACCGGACAAAAGGACACACCUUGUUUUAUAGGGGGGAGAACAAGAAAAAAAAUUCUUCCCCUCUCUGCCCAGCGCCCCUUCAGCGAAGUGGCAGGAGGUGCUGCACAGAGAGGGGGAGAAUUUCCCCCCCUUGUUUUCCCCCUCUAAAACAAGGUGCCGUUCAAGGUGCAAGGUGUGCACCGACCCCUCUCGCUCUCCAGGCUUCAGGUUCCUUUCGACCUGCUCUUUGGGGCUGGCGGGGGGAAGCCCACCUCCAGCCCCAAAGAGCAGGUUGGGGAGCAGCGGAAAGGCGCGCAGCAGAGAGGCUGCUGCCAUAGCCGUGCGCCACCUCUCCAGCCGGGAGAGGGUCGCGGGGCUAUGGCAAUACCCCCACCUCCCGCAAAAGCCCACAGGAGCCACACACCCUUUAAGGAGCACGCGGCUCCCGUGGGCUUUUCUACGAGGAGGGAGAAGGGACUGACUGGCCGCGUCAGUCCCUUGUCCCUCCUGAGAAAAAGCCCGCAAGAGCUGUGCGGAGCUUGUGUGCGGCUUUUGGGGGCUUUUCCUGCCUGUCUUCCCCCUGCAUUCGCUCCAUAGGACGCACACACAUUUGCCCUUCAUUUUUGGAGGGGAAAAAGUGCGUCCUAUAGAGCGAAAAAUACGGUACUUCUGAAUGCCAUUUGCUGGGGCAUAACAGUAGGAAAGCUCAUAUCCUGCUUGUGGGAUUCCCAUAGGCAAGUGGUUGGCCACUGUGGGAAACAGGAUAUUGAGCUGGAUAGGCCUUUGGUCUGAUCCAGCAGAGCUGUUCUUAUGUUCCUACCACAGGAACUUCACUCUGUAAACACUGCAGCAACUGCUAUUACGCAUAGUAAUAACAAUUAGAAAUAAUUGUGCAGGCCCAGCAAAAGUAACUAGCGCCACUAGAACAGCUCAUUUUUUAAACUCACCAUUUUUAGAUAUAUCUAGGAACUAUAAAACCUAGAGAAUGGCAACAGAGGGGAUUCUGUUGCCCAGAAGCGGAUAAAAUUUGCAGGCACGGCAUCCUCCUCUGAAGGGAUGAAUACUUUCCACAUAAGAAAAGGAUAGCUGCUGUGGUUUUCUUGCAGAAGAAAGCUUCAGGUUCUGGGGUGCCUGAAACAAUUCCCUAUGGCUUAGGAUCAAUUUGUAUAACAACAGUGUUUAUAAUAAAGGUGCCCCUAGAGAAGAAACCAGCUAAUAGGUCCAGGGAUUUUUGUGUUUGUGGGUCUUUUAAAGUUGACUGAGCAGAGAAUUAAAAGGGGGCGAUCAAAUUUGAUCCAGUGUGUUGAAGCACUUGAUCCAGCACAAGGAUCUCAGGAUGAGUGCCAAGAGGGCUACAUCAUGUUGAACUUGUGCACUAAGAUAUAUGUCUUUGAUAUAAAGCAGUUCCUGUUCAGCUUACUUAGAAUGAGAGUAGCUAGAACAGCAGGUGUCAGGUGUAUACGUGUAUAUAACAUAUACACAUAUACAUAUAUUCUAGUAUGUUGUGUACGUGUGAUUAUUUUAAGAUUUAUAAAAAAAUCUGAGAAUCUGUAUAAACAACUUGAAAGCAAUGCAUCUAUUAUUAUUUUUUCACGCUCCCUUUCAUUUAUAUUUUUUUAAACAGGAUGGUGGUUUGAUGCAUGCGGUCCUUCCAAUCUGAAUGGCCUGUACUAUCCAUUGCGACAGAACACAAACAAAUUUAAAGGAAUUAAAUGGUACUACUGGAAAGGCGCAGGCUACUCUCUCAAGGCCACAACUAUGAUGAUCCGACCAGCAGAUUUCUAAAAACAUUUGCUCUUUGUAUGAAGUGCCUAUUGAAAUAACUUCAAAAUACUAUAUUUGACAAAUAUUUUAAGACCACAGAUGCAGCUUAACUGGUUUUUCUCCGCCUGGAUAACAUGCACAUAUAUCCUUCGGGAAUCAGCUUGUUUUCAACAGCCACUGAAUUUCAUCGCAAUUAAAUGUCAAGCAAGAAGAGGUAUCUGAUGCAAUAAUGACUUGGCAAAAGAGAACAAUAAAAGGACUCCCAACCAGCUUAAGGUGUUUGUGCAUAACUGGAACUGUGAAAUACAUCUAGAUCAUAAACAGAAAUUACUUAAGCUUUCGAAGUGAUUCUUUAUGCCCUUUUACUGAACUUUAAUGACUACCUUAAAACAAGGGACACUUAUUUGGUCAUCUUUAUUGUAUUCCUAUUCCUAUUCCUAUCUCAUGCCAUGGUUGUAAUUAUGUACAUAAGCACAUUGUUUUGUAAUUACUUCCUGUAGUCUGAUUCCUACCAUUUGUAAUCACAUAUUUGGGGAUAUUUGGUAGCCCAUACUAGUAUAUUUAAUAAGGAUUUGUAAAAAAUAUUUCUAUGCUUUACAUCCAGUACCAAGUAUAUAAUAAUAGACAACUAUUUCCCCCUUUUAAUAUAUCAGAUAUUUCCAUCAGUAUUUUAAAAGUCAGAAUAGCCCUGCAACACAUAUUGUGUGGUUAAAUAUAUUUUGUAGGAAAAUUGCACUUUUCUUCUUUCCUAGUUCCUUUAUGUUUAAAUAACACCCAGUAGUUGGGACAUUUCUCGGUAUUUUGGAUGCAUUUAAACAACAGCAAACUGUUUCUGCUUUCUCUGAGAAUUAAGUACGGAUUAGAGCAGGAGUAUCGGGACCAGCUUCCCGGGUGAAAGUUGACAUUCUGAUAACAGAUGAUUGACAGGAGGGUUGCCCCCACCCACCUGUCAAAAGCCUUUUCACAACAUUUCCACUUAGGAAUCACACCAUAAGGGAUGUUGUCAGCCCCAUGUCUGGUGAAUGGGGCGGUUUCAUUAGAAAUUUUACAUGACUUGAAAGUUUGAAUAUUCCCGUACUAACAGGCCUUUGUCAACAGAAGGUAAAGGGGAAGAAAUUUUUUUGUCACCAUUUGAUUGGAUAUAUUGUGAGCACACUUCUGUUGUUGAUUCAUAUUCCAAGAUAAAAAAAUGACUUAUUUCUGAAAAAGUUAAAAAGUAAAUCAUGUAUUACUUACUGGGGCUG
This is a messenger RNA of Podarcis lilfordi (Lilford's wall lizard), 48672 nucleotides long. Lineage: Eukaryota; Metazoa; Chordata; Lepidosauria; Squamata; Lacertidae. The record is from the annotation of a GenBank genome assembly.